Lutzomyia longipalpis is the source of this 68024-nucleotide messenger RNA. RefSeq names its product titin. Bases 855 to 67406 code for a protein of 22183 amino acids. The record is from RefSeq and is a predicted model, not a curated record. The transcript has 63 exons. Gene Ontology annotation, molecular function: protein binding. Lineage: Eukaryota; Metazoa; Arthropoda; Insecta; Diptera; Psychodidae.
GCCUCUCAGUUGUAGUUUGGAAGUUCUCCGGUGUGGAAGUGCCAACAUUUUGUGCGGGAAAAAGAAAAGAAAAUUUCGAACCAGUUCUUGUGAGAGGAGCUCCUCAAGAAUAUUAUGCGGUGUGAUGAACCGUCGCGACCUCCAAGACGUGUCGUGCUGACGGAGGCCUAUUGAGCAGGUUGUUGGGGCUAAACACGUAAUUGAACCAUCCCAGUGCAUUGCCUACAUGUUGAACAAUUACGCGCCAAUCGGUGAGAAUUUCCCGCGGAAUUUUCUUUUUUUCCCUCUCUCUCGUGUCUUGUAACAAUCUCACACAUUUUCUCGCGCAUACUUUUCACAUUGAUUAAAUAGAAUCAGGUGCCUUAGAAAUAUUUGAAUUUGCCCUUUUUUCUUGGGCUCAGCAGUCAGUGUGGUGCAACCGAAAAAAUUGAGGACAGAAAAGGAAGUUCUUUGCUUGCGGAAUUAAAUUUAAUUUGUUGUGUGUGAAUGUGUGGUGCCCACAUCACGCGCAACUGACCUCAAUGGACAUUUUGAGAAAUUUUCUUGUUGCGCUGCCUUCCUGCAUUGCUGUGUGGCAGUUUGUGGACAAAUCUGGGUGCAGCAGCAUCAUGUUGCUGUGAAAAGUGCUGCAGAAAAAUGAAGUGAAGAAGAAGUGAGAGAAGUUUAAGAAAAAGAAAAAAAAGAUUGGAAAACCAUCACUUGUCCCGCGACGUUUGUAACUGUAAAGACUGGCCACCACCUCCAGCUUCAUCGCGAUGGCCCCAUCGUGUGCUGAGAUCUCCACAAGGUGAGAGCUUCCCUAUCCCCCCAUCGCAUCAUCAUCAUCGUCACAUUUGCUGUGGUGAGUGAUAGCCAUGGAGGAGGACGUCCUCAAUGCACUCCAGAGUCGUUCCGCAUUCCUACCAGGUGGGCGUGAUCGGGACAACAAUUUGCUCCUCGUAAUUCCGGUGCCAUUUGAAUUGCAUCCCUGGACAAAGCCAUACCUCGAGACCUCCAUCAAGUACAUCCUCUCAUCACUCAGCGACGAAACGAAAAGUUGCGGCUUUACGGUGCUCAUUGAUGCCCAAAAGUGUUCUUGGCGCCUCGCAAAGAUCCACAUGCGCGCCACAACGCUCCUUGGUGCAAAUUUGUCCACACUCAUUGUUAUCCGUCCUGAUGCAUUCUGGGAUAAGCAGCGAGUUGAGAAUUGCGCAAGAAUCAACAAGACUGGCGAGCCAAUCAUCAUCUCCAAGUCCCGUCUCAGCAAGUAUUUCGACAUGAGUGAGCUGCCUGAUGAAUUGGGUGGCACACUUGCCUACAGUCACGAACAAUGGCUCCACAAUCGCAUGCGUGUCGAGGAGUUCAAGAAGGCGUACGAUCGGACUGUGAAUGACCUAGAAAAUCUACACAUAGCAUUGCUGGAUAGCAAAUCAUUGCGAGCAAAUGAGACUGAACAAGCCUUAAAAACAUGCGCCGCACUCAAUGGGGACGCCCAGAGAUUGGUCUACAGCGUCAUUGAGACGGGAAAGACAUUAAUUGCUGACUUGGGGAAGAUCACAUGGAGUCCCAACUUGGACUUUGUCAAGUCGCCAGAUCUCAUGGAUGCACUGGAGUCCAUUAAGAGGAUGCUGAAUGAGGUGGAGAAGCGUCAAACGGAAGUUGCCAGUGCGUGGAUUGAACUUGAGGCCAGUAUGGAGAUUGCCAGGGAAUUGGGAGCUCUCGAGGAGGGUGUAGCUUCGGUGAUUAAUUGGAUUCUCACAACAGCCGAAUCACUGCUGAAUGCCCAAAAGAAGAUCGGCUAUGACGUUCAAACAUCCGAGGAGCUGCGGAAGAAGCACGAUCAGCUGGAGAUGCAGUGUUUGGACACUUAUGGACGCUAUGCGGAACUUCUGCACAAAAUUGAGAAUUCCUCCGUGCCCAGGGAUACCUUUAUGCACAAGGAUUUAAUGUCCAAGAAGGACUUUAUGGAUUUUGUGUGCCGCAGCUUUGCAACACGCCUCGAAAGACGCCGGAAUAUCUUGAUAACUGCCCUGCGGUUCUUUCGUCUUGUGUCUGAAUAUUUCGAUAAGACCAGCGAAGUAUUUGAGACAAUGAUUAUGAGGAAUCGUCUGGAUGACUUUGAAAUGGCUCCCAUGAAUCUUCAGAAGCUCAAGGAAAGUCAACAGGAAUUAGAAACAGUUGAAAAAGAAUUGAUAAGAGAAGGAGAAAAACUCAGCGAUAUGCUCGCUAUGCCUAUUAAGGAUGCUCUAGGAUGUGACGUGGGGAUUGACUACAGCGAGGAUAUUGUCAAUAUUCGCGAUAUUCUCGAUGCUAGCAUAGCUCGUAGGAAUAUCUUCAUCGACAGCGUGGAAUUGCAGAAGCUAACGCUGGAACAGGUAGCCCUCAUUCAUUCCUACGAGACUGAUGCUGCAGUGGCUGUAAAGUGGAUGGAGGAUCUCUACAGUGUCAUGAUAAAGCUGCACUCUCACGUGGGAUCAAACAUGUAUGAGAUUCAGACGCAAAAAGAGGAGCUCCAAGCCUUCCAGGAGACUGCAAAGAGCAUCUAUGGCUACGGAUGCCAGCUCCUGGAAGCAUCCUUGACGCUGAGGCAGUCGUGCAAAUUCGAUGUAACCACAAAUGCAGCCAUGUUGGUGCAGUUGCAGCGUGCCUGGAGCAAUCUCCAAACAGUCAGUCAGGAGCAAAUGACGCGUUUGCGGGUCUCAGCGGUCUUUCAUCGAAGUGUGGAGGAUCACUGCCAGAAGCUGAAAGAGCUGCGAACGGCUGUGGAGACAACGAGUGACAUCGAUGACCCAGAUCGACGGCGGGCACGUCUCAGGAAGUAUCUCGCGUGUCGGGAGAGACUUCUCGUGGAAGUGGGCCGAAUGGUGCGUCUUGGGAGAUUACUGCGAACACGCCUCAAGGAAGCCUUCAUCUUGGACGACAAAGCCGAUGGGGUGUCGUCAUCGGGAGAAAAUACAAAUACAGUGAUGGCGUCUGAUAAUGCCAUUGCAUGCGAAGCCAUCUCGGAGAAGCUCAAUACCGUCGCCACGGUGGCUGAGGCACUUGAUGGCGUUCUGAGGGAUACUCAGCACGGAUUGGAGGUCAUUGAGACGACGGUGGCUGAGAAGAAGGGCGAAAAUGGAGUGGAAGACUGGAACUCAAGCCUAAAGUCAUCAAAAUCCUCCACUGAAGACGAAUCAUUCAUAACAGCUUCAGACUGCACGUGGACAGCACAAUCACGCUCAUCCUCUUACCACACAGCAUCAGAAUGUCGUGCAUCUCCGUGGUGGGAUUCAGAGAAGAAUUCUCUCGAUAUUGCCGAUGUUUCGGACAUUGAGGCAGACAUUCCAUCGCAUAAGCUGCACGGUUUAUCCUCAAAUUCAGCUUCAUUCGAUGAGUCCGAAAGGAGCUUCCUGUCACCAGCAAAUGCCUCCCCACUCUAUCCUGCUGAGCAAAGUGACUCAGAUGAUACGCGGAAGAAGCCAAUGAGUCGCGGAAGAAAUUCCCCAGAUUCGGAAGUUCUUCUCACAGAUGGGAAACCCGCCCUGCCACGGCGGAAGGAUGCCGAUGGGGUGGAGAAGAGUGGCGAUCAGUUUCACAUAAAAGUCGUUGAGGCAGAACCACGGCUGACAUUUCUUGGCGGUGAUCUCGAUGAGGCUGUUCUAUUGCAGCGGCAGCACGAUGAGGUGCUCAGGAAAUUGCAGGACAAUACAAAUCCAGUGGAUGAAUUUUUGCGAAAAGUAGAUGAGAUGAUUGAGACAAAACGCCCCCGUGCUGAGGUCCUACAGGCAAUGGAGCAAUCAAUAAAGACCGUUUGGGACGAUAUGACCUCCCUGUUGCAUCAUAGAAAAAUAAUUGCAGACACAAAUGCGAAUUUUCACGAAAAAAUGGGUGCCUGUAGGGGGAAAAUGAGUGCCCUGGAGGAAGCCUGUCGUGACACAAUGAUCCCCAUUGAGGUGGAUCCCGUGGAGGAAUUCCUGGCCAAGAUCAAGGAUCUCCGAACAGACGUCUUGGCUUCCGUUAUGUCAGCCCUGCGUGAGGGGAACGAGCUCCUGGCGCAUCUCAAGGAGAUCGCCAAGGAAGGUAGCCUCGAUUCACGUCCCGAUCACAUAAAACAGGAUGCAGUGAAAGCAAUUCUGCAAGUGGAGGUGUGGCUGGAAGACUUGCACGAUCGGAGAAAUGCUCUAGAGAUCGCGUGGCAAAGCCGGAAGUCGCAGUUGGAGCAAUGCCUACAGCUGGCGGUGCUUGUGAAGGAAUUGGAGGACAUCGAGGCCAUGCUGCACCGCCGUGAGAGCGAUAUGUCCAUUGCAUUCACCCUCGGUGACACAGAGAGCAUUGUGGAUCAUUUGCUGCGGGAGUAUGUUGGCCUCAAAGAUGAUGCCAUGCUGUUGCGCGAUCGUGCACUGAGGGCAGCAAAGGCCACGGAAGAUCUCGUGCGAUCGGAUUGCUUUGCCGGCGAUGAGGCGUGUGCCAGGGCCUAUGCUGUGCUGGCACGCUGUACAGAUUUCUUCGAUGAGACAGAUCGCCGCGAGAAUUGGCUGCUGCAGGCGAAAGAUUUCUUCCAUCGCGCGGAAGCAGCUCUCGCCACAUUGGAUGCCAUGGAGGCAGAGGUGACGAGGGCAAAGGUGUCAUCGGAGGCACCGGAAGCAAUUGCAGUGUACACACGACUGCUGGGUCGGCUGGCUGGGUUGAUUGAUGAGCCCGUGCAGAUGGGCUACUGCCUAAUGGACGACGUGGGUCGCACGCAACCCGAAGUGAUGGGUGUGAAGCGCGUCGUGGAGGAGAUGGAGAAUCGAAAGAUCUAUUUAGAGCAAGUCUGCUCGAUGAAUAGCGAGAAGCACGUCACCAUUUCCGAGCACAUCAACACCUUCUUCCUCCACUACAAUGAGAUCCUCUCCUGGCUCGUGUCCACCGCGGAGGCAACACUCAAAAAUCACAACACCUUCGGACGCAAUCUCCCCACAGCUCAUGAAUUUCUCACAGCACAUCACAAACUCCUCUCAGAUCUUGAGGAAAAAGGCAGGGAAAUUAAUAAAUUACUCACAUCACUCGCUCCAAUUCUCGAGGAAGUUGACGUGGAUCAACGAAGAAGCAUCGAUGAGAAGGUGGGAGCACUGCGGAAGCACUGGACGGAUGUGAAGAAUAUUACAGACGCCCGUGUGGAUCUCGUCCUGCUGUACAUUCAAUUUCUCGAUGAAUCAGAGAGUCUCGCAAAGACAUUCGAUCAGAUCGAUGCGAUCCUCAAAACGUCACCGAGUGAGGAGAAUCUUCAGCGCAUCCAAAAGGCUUGGACCGUCAUACAGCCCGCAUACACUGAGAUUAAACUCACUGCCAGGAGGUUUAUCGACGAGGCCUCAAAGGUCGCGGACCCAUAUCUCGAAACAAAAAGUGCCUGCUCUCGAGUCGAUGAGAUUCUGAACGAUUUCAGUUCGCGACAGUUUAGUAUCACGGAAAGUUGGGAAAGUUGGACGCACAGCGUUACCAUAAAGCGCGAAACGGAGCUCCUGUGGGAGAAGAUAAUGUCGGAAAAUGUUCAAACACUCAAUGCAGCAUCAAAGCUCGAUGCUCAAUUGUAUCCUGUCCUGUCGUCAGCGUCGAAUGAUCCAGGUGAUCUCAAGGGGUUCAUUGCGGAUCGCUUGACGGCGGUUUUGGGGGAUAUUGCAAAGGCAAAAUGUGAUCUUCAGGAACGCAUCACGGCAACAUCGUCGUUGGAUGCAAAGGAUGGCGGUACGACGGAGAAGUUGCAGCAAGUUAUUGAGAAUCUCACGUCGAUCAAGGGGAAAUUGGAUCGUAUUGCAAAUGAAUAUGAGACGCUGGUGAUCUCCAUUGUGUCCUUCCUAGAUGCCAUAGUGACCACAAAGAGGCGCAUUGAGGACUACUUUGCCACGCAAAAGGUCAUCAAUCGCGACAGUGCGGAACGCGUUGUGAGUGAUCACGAAGCUUUCAGGGAUAGCAUUAAGGCUCAAUUCCGAUCGCUAAUCUCACAAAGUGAAACCAUCAUUGAGCGCGUGCGCACGCAGGAACCGCCAGGAGCACGAGAGCAUGACACGGAUCGCAUUAUUACCCUCCUGGAGCACCUGCGUGGAACGUUUGAGUCACAAAUUGAGACGAAGAGCAAUGAAUUGCGUGAACAGCAGCAAUUGGGGCUGUUCAACAGGGAGCUAAAGGACAUUCAUGGUAAUCUGGACGACAUGACGAAGCAACUGGAGGAGACUGAGGGGCAAACGUGCGAAAAUCUCGCAGCAAUCUCCACGAAAUCCAUUGCAUUCGAAUAUUUCGAGAGGACGAUCGAUCUUCUCGGAAAACGCAUUGAGAAUUUCCGACGUAGUGCCGAAAAUAUAUCAACGACAUAUCCCAAUACGAGGGCGUAUGUGGAGGAAGAGGUGCGAAAGUUGCUGCAACGAUGGGAAGAAUUCUGUGAGAGAUCACGAAAAUCCAGGAGAUCUCUCGAUUUGUCCGUUGAGUACUUCAAAUUGCUCGAUGAGAUUAACACCCAGUACCGAAUACAUUCAACAUACUAUGCGCAUACGAGCAACACGGUCCCAUUUGUCUCAUCUAUUGAGCAAGCCAAUGACUUGGUCAACCAAAUUGAUGACUACAUUGAUCAAAAUGAAGCCUCACAGCUGAAUAAACUGAAGAAAUUGUCUGAAAUAUCCAUUGAGAUCUACGGAUUGGACAAAACUGUCACAAUUUACACGGAAAAUCUCUCACUUUUCCAAUCAUUUCUUAAACUGAAAGCCGAUCUCAAUGCAACAGUGGAGAAGCUGAAGGAGGAACAAAUCCGCGAGAGAAGUGAGAAAGUUGAAAAGCUAAAAAUUAUUGAGGUGCAAACAACCCAAAGUAUUGCUCCGAUCUUUACGCAAACCCUCACAGAUGCCACUAUUCAGGAGGGUGAGCGUUUUACCUUUGAUUGCGCUGUGACAGGAAGUCCAGAGCCUGCAAUUGAAUGGCUAAAGGAUGGAAUUUCCAUUCAGAGCAAUUCUGACUACAAAACAACCACCAUUGAUGGGUUGUGUUCGCUCUCAAUUGAGGAAACUCUUGCCGAAGAUUCAGCCACAUUCACGUGCAGGGCAACAAACGCAGCUGGGAGUGCAGAAACAACCGCCAGGCUCACGGUUAAGGAGAAUGUUGCUGAGGAGCCACUUGUUCCACCAUCAUUUGUUGAACUUCUCCAGCCUGGCUAUGCCAAAGAGGGAGCGACAUUUGAAUUCCGCUGCAGGGCAGCAGGUUACCCUCUUCCGGUGGUUGAAUGGUUUAAGAAUGAUGUGUGCAUCGAUCAAUCGCCCGACUACAUCAUCACCUUCAACAAUGGACUGGCUAUUUUGAAGUUUGAGCAUGUCUUCCUCGAGGAUCAGGCUACAUUCACGUGCAGAGCCACCAAUACUUCGGGAAUGGUGGAGACUUCGGCGAAUUUAUGUGUUGAACCUCUUGAGCCAACAGAAGUUCCAGCUUUCAAAGUUUCUCUGUCAAAUGUGAUGGCUCGCGUGGGACAGAAGAUAAAAUUGGAAUGCGAAGUCACCGGGAUUCCGCGUCCUGAACUCUUCUGGACCCACAAUGGCAAACCAUUCACGGGUCGUGACUCAAAAUUGAUCGUGGACGGUGAUCGGGUCACAUUGCUCAUCCCGGAGGCCUUCUUCAAAGACACAGGCGUCUACACGUUGACCGCGAAAAAUUUAGCCGGAGAGGUGUCCAAUUCGUGCAAUGUGUGCGUGAAGGGACGCGUGCCAAAUGAGACGUCUGAUUCGGAAUUUGCCAGUGAUAUGGAACCCGUGAAGCCAGCUGUGCAGCUUCCACUGAAGAAUACGAGUGUGUUUGAGGGUAAAUCCGUUCGUUUGGACUGUGUGAUUGUGGGUCAACCGGAACCCGAAGUUAUUUGGUAUCACGACGAUAGACCCGUUAAGGAGUCUGCGGAUAUUCAGCUACUCUUUCAGGGGGACAGGUGCUCACUCCUCAUUCACGAGGCCUACACAGAAGACGCGGGAGAGUACAAAGUGAUUGCUAUUAAUUCUGCAGGUGAAACUUCAAGCAUUUGCCAGCUAACAGUGACUCCACUGAAUAAUUUGGAGCCUGCAACAAGGAUGACCGGCGAAAGGAUGCAAUCAACGGUUUCCCCGCCGAAGUUUGAGAAGCUCCUGAUUGAUAUUUUGGCCCCAGAAGGGGAGAAGGUUGUAUUUGAAUGCCUUGUUUCGGGAGAUCCACGACCUGAGAUCAAGUGGUUGUUGAAUAAUCGCGAAAUCAUCCCGAAUGAACGCAUCCAGACAUCCUACGCCGACGAUGGGACAAUCAAGCUAACAAUUGAGAAUAUAACAUCAAACGACAAAGGCCUAUACACAGUUAAGGCUACAAAUUCCUCCGGAGAAUCCAAAUGCUUCUCCCACUUGAUUGUAAAGUCCGUCAACGCCGGGGAUGCGCAAACAGCGAGUCAGGAUGUCAUCAUUGAGGAGCACUACAUCUGCCCAAUGUUCAAGGAACUCUUCUCCGAUCGUGUGGUGCGCAUUGAUGAGCCAACAAAGUUUGAGUGCAUCGUCUUCGGGAAGCCAACACCAAAAGUUCGUUGGUUGUUCAAUGAUGAACCCGUUCAUGGGAAAAAUUUCCUCAUUUCCACAAGUGGAGAUCGCCAGGUGUUGGCCAUUCCGGCUGUAACGAGUGAGACCACGGGGAAGAUUGCCUGUGUGGCUGAAAAUGAAAUCGGGAAGGCAACGUGCGUGGCCUAUUUGAAUCUUCAGGGUGACUACAUUCCCACCCAGGUGGCAAGUCCACAAACUUACACGCAGGAGCACAAUACUCAAUCAUCACUCGUGACGAUUAAGAAGCAAAUGUUCACGACCACAUCAACGCAACAGGUGAGCUCUGUGGCAAACAACAUCCCACAGACGCAAAUUCUCACAAGCCAGCAAUUCCCCGAUACUCUGGAGCAGCGACAAUACCAGGAAUAUCAUCAAGAUCACGCACCGAGUCAUCAGCAAAAAUCCAUUGUCAUCCGCACCGUUGCUGAUGUUCCAAAAGCAACGAGGAAGCACACUCCACCACGCUUUAUAUCACCACUCAUUGGCAAGAUUGUCGAUCAGGGAGCUAAUGUUGUGCUAGAAGCCGUUGUGGAUGGCCACCCAUCGCCCGAUGUGAAGGUGACAAAGAAUGGGGAACCCAUUGAGAAUGAUGCGCACAUCAGUGUGACCUACAACUUCAACAAAGUCACAAUUCAACUAAAUAAUGUCUCCGUUUCCGAUGCUGGACGGUACAUUUGUACAGCCAAUAAUGCUGCAGGAACAUCCACGAGUGUUGCUGAUCUCGUUGUUAAAAAAUCCAUCUUUCCUCCUGUCUUUGGGCAUCGCCUUCAGACGCAAAUUGCAAAGCUGGGUGAAAGGGUGAUAAUGGAUGUGGAGAUAACUGGAUUGCCAGAGCCAACGGUUACGUGGUACAAAGAUGAUUUGCCACUCAACGAAGCUUCCUUGUCGCAGCAUAAAGUUCAGAAAAUGGGGAACUGUUACAAGCUGAUCAUUGAGAAAGCUUCCUUAACGGAUGCUGGGAAAUACAUGGUGUCAGCUGUGAAUCCUGGAGGGAAGGCAGAGAGCAUCGCAAGUUUCGCUGUGAUGGAAAAGACUCCCGAGAGGGUUGUCGAAGUGAUCAAGACUGUCGUGUACGAAGAUCCGCAGGAUCAUACGAGGAAGGGGUCGGAAGAGAGUUCAGCUAUUCUUAGACCACCGAGCUCUUCUCAUUCCGCACACACCGUCUCGCAGGCCACGAUGGAUCUGCACGGGUCGGAGGAGUCAACAAUUGUCACGGAGACACGCCGCACAACGGAAGCAACAAUGCGAAUGGAGCACAAGGUAUCAUUUCCGGAUCUGCCACCGCUCACACAGACACAGAAUACGCAAACGCAUGCAACCCCAAUGCGCCACGAAGCAACAAUGUCCGAUAGUGCGGCUCUCAAGUCGUCCGGAACAAAUACGGAGGCACUUGAGAUGAAGCGGGUGGCAACACAGACCCCACCCCAGGUCCCCACGAAGCCAUGCCAGGAGGAGGAGGAAGUUAUUCAGACGCAAUCAAUUACGAAGAAAUCCGCAAUGGAGUACUUUGAGCACAAGAUCAAGAGUGAGCCCGAGGAGAAGUAUACAAAGUUCAGCGAUCUCAAGGUGUCACCGUUCGAGCAGAAGUUGUCGAGUGAUUUAAAGAUGUUGAAUUUGGAACCUGGCCCAGCUCCGGAAAUUGGCUUUAUGCCAAAAGGUGAUCAAGUGAAGAGAGAAAAUAUUUCAGAUCGUAUUAAGCGUCUCGAGGAGGGGCAUAGGGAGACGGAGACUCCAUCCGGAGGCAUCAGGGUGUUCCCACAGCUUUCCCGGACUGAUGAACCGGGUAGUGUGUCCCCACGACCCUCAGCUGAGGCGGUGGCAAUGGAGAAACUCUGGGCAUCCCCUAAACCACACGAGGUGCAUGAUUUUACGGAGAAGAAAACAACCGAGCAACGCUACACGUGGGCUAGUAGCCAGGAAAUGAGCAUUGGAACAUGCCAUGAUGUUCCCACGGAAGUUCCCACAACCGAUGAUACCCUCAAGAAUUACUCAAUCACAUCGGCAAAGAAGGUCUUUGAGGAUAAACUAAAGGAAGCCCCGGAGCUUGUGGCACCUCAACUUGUGCGACAAGUCUCAAAGGAGCGUCCAAAGUCCGUUCAUGAGCUCUUCCAUGCCAUCCACUUGGAACCGGGAUCCCCACCAGAGGUGUGUUAUGCCCCAAAGCCCACGUUUGAGCGCAAAAAAUCCCUGGUGGAGACACUCGAGGAGAGCCUGGAGCGGAAAAUCGAAUCAGAACCGACACGUGUUCCACCAGGUGGUGUACGCAUAGUUCCGCCGCCAAAGCGUGAAAGAUCCCUCCCACCCACAAUCCAACCACCCCCCGUUGUUCCCUGCCUGCGGAGUGAUGUGAGUGAAGCUGAAUUGUCCAGUGAUUUUGAAUCCCUACCCCGUUUGGCGCAAUUUAGGCACGUCGAAGCACCCAAAGUCACGAGAGAGCCACACAAAGCUCCCAGUGACGCGCCCCCCAGCAGUGUCUUCCCGAGUGGCUACAUGGCUGACACGGAGGAUCAGAGCACGAUACCUCAUCACCAUGACACUCAAUUUGCCCCAAAUGCAAAACACUACCGGCACCACAAUCAUAAGCAUGAAAGAAUCUAUGAAUCAUCUGGAACUGAUCCCAAGGAAUACUCAACGGCGUCACUGAUAAAGAAUAUCUCAGUGACAACGACGCAGUACAAGUACUUGGAUGAUCAUCAAUUAGAACCAUUGCCGUACACGGUGGAUCCACCGCAAGCGAAGCGCCCGCGGAUACCACCACCGCCUAGUCCUUCGAAAUUCAUUAAAGGUGAAUUUCGCGAGAGUGACUACGAGAGCGACUACGAGGGACGCAUUGUACCCAUUUGGCGUCCCACGGACUCUGAUUCGGAGCCCCAAUAUCGUCCUGUGCGGCCUGUUUUGACGCCCACGGGUCGUCGAUCGGGUGUCUCUGAUGGGCAUCGUUCGCCCACGCCUCCCUCUGAAUUCGAUCGCAAACCACGUCCGAGUGAUGGACCACCACGUCCCAAAUUUGAGCCCAUUGAGAAGAUUAAUCGCAUCACGGAGACAAGCUACAGCCACUCAACGCGGCAACAGCAGCAGCAACAUCAUCAGCAGCCGUUUGUGCACAAACCAACGCCAGUUACAUCAACGAGAUACUUUACAGCAACUGCAGGUACUCCAGUUCACAAUACGAUUGCAACGGAAACCAGCAACACGAUGCACAUGCGGGAGCACACGGAAACCAGCCAUCGUGUGGUGAAUAUGAAUCAAACAACGAGGGUAAUCAAGUUCGAUGGUGGGCAGAAGAAGAGCGAACUUGAACCCUUCCCGUAUGCUCCACCAACAAAUGGGGACACCUCUCCACGUCCUCGUGUCUCCCUUCCACCCACACCAACGCGUUUCGUGAAGGGAGACUUCCGGGAGAGUGAUUACGAGAGUGAAGUGGAUGCAGCACGAAUUCGUCCGGUGUGGACCCCUAAUCCUCUCGAUGGGGAUGAGCCACACUACCGCAGAGUUGCUCCGCCACAGCCAACACGAUCAGCUAGCUGUCCACGCUCCUACCCAGCUGAGAGGGUGCUAACACCGAUGGAAUUUGACAGACAAGGCCCCUUGAUGCCGCAACUCUCACCCAGCUUGACCCCAACAAAGGACUACAGGACGCAAACACUCGAUCGCUAUGCUACAAAGAGGGUGCAUCAGUAUGUGACGACGAAGAUGACACAGGAUGACACCAGCAUUCGUCAUCAGCAACCCAUUCAGGCGUAUGCUCAACAUCAAAUGCGUGAUCUCGGGAGCAGCAUUAAGACGAAAGCAACGCAGUUUAUGCGAGACAUCGCAUCCGACCUGAAACAACCGCAAAAACCAAUUCUCAAGAAAGCAACGAGCACCGGAAAUGAACCACAAGCCUACAGGGAAGAGUCCAGAAUCUCACAGUAUGAUUCCCCAAAAUUCAAUCAUACGCAGUACAUUGUUGAAUUCACGCAGCACCCACUUGGUAGGAAUCACGACAGAAAUAGUCCGGCAGAACUCAUGGAGAAAUGGGAGAACGUCGUGGAGAGUCUCCUUUCACCGGCAACGCCCUCAGACGCAGUUCAUGGAGUAACCCAGCAGCAACAAGCUAUACAGCAACAACCACAAGUUUACCAGCAGCAGCAGCAGCAGCAACAGCAACAGCAGCACUAUGAGCGAACGACGCAGUACCAGCAAGUGGCGCCAAAACCAUACGCGCCAGUGCCCGCUACGGGACGUCGCGAACCGAUUUUCGAGCAAGUGUUUCAAAAUGCAAGAUUUGCCCAGGGUGGCGAUGCCCUCUUCCAGGGACGCCUCCGCGGAAAUCCCAUGCCGCGUGUUUCUUGGACCCGAAAAGGUGCACCACUUCUCGAGUCCCAGAAGUACCGCAUGAGCUACAAUGAGAGCACUGGGGAUGUUUCCCUGCUCAUCCGGCAAAUCAGUCCCGAAGACAUUGGGGAGUACACGUGCUUCGCCGUGAAUGACUACGGUGAGGCUAUUUGCUCGGUUUUCAUUCAAUUCGAGGGUCAGCCACAAGUUCAGGGCUACCGCAAGGAAUUCGCGCAGACGUACGAAUCCACCCAGAAUGCACAGGGGCAGCGUACGCAGUCGACACAGCGGUAUGAGCAGCAGCAGAACUUCAGCAAUGGCUACAACAACUACACCCUCAUUGAGGAGGACUUCAAGGUGGACACCUUUGAGUAUCGCUUACUGCGCGAGCAGUCCUUCCGUGAAUCCAUCACGCGACGUCACGUCUCCGAGGCGGACAGUCAGUUGUGCACACAACUCGAACGAGGACCCGCAGCUCCGCCACAGAUUGCCCAAAAGCCACGAAAUUCGAAAUUAAUCGAGGGCUCAGAUGCCGUCUUCACGGCCAAGGUAGCCUCUAACCCAAGGCCACGACUCACGUGGUUCCGCAAUGGGAAACGUAUCUAUGCAUCGGAGAAGUAUGAGAUGACCUACAGCAAUCAACAGGCAACACUGCGUGUACGCAAUGCCACGUACGCUGAUUCAGGACACUACACGCUCCUUGCUGAAAAUACCCAAGGAGUUGUGGUGUCAUCAGCUGUCCUGGCCAUUGAGCCAGCAGCUGAGAGUGCCACCACAGCUGAACCAAAACCCGUCGAUACAAUGGCCGAAGCCGCAGAAGCCGGCAAAGCUCUCGCCCCUGCUUUUGUGCGCACCUUCCAGGAUCGCGAAACGAGUGAGGGAAAGAUGUCACGCUUUGAUUGCCGCGUCACCGGGCGCCCCUAUCCCGAAGUUCUCUGGUUCAUCAAUGGCGAACAAGUUAGGGAUGAUGCAACACACAAGAUUCUCGUGAAUGAAUCCGGCAAUCACUCACUAAUGAUCAUCAAUGUGAGUCGACGCGAUGCUGGAGUUGUCUCGUGCGUGGCACGCAAUAAAUCCGGCGAAGUGGCAUGCCAAGCGAGGCUGAAUGUGCUGGAGAAGGAAAUAGUCGUAGCACCAAAGUUCGUUGAGCGCUUCACAACGGUCAGCGUGCACGAAGGUGAGCCUGUGCAGCUCAAUGCACGCGCCGUGGGAACACCCACACCACGAAUUACGUGGCAGAAGGAUGGAGCCCCAAUUGUCGUUAGCCCGGACAUCCGGGUGGGCAUUGAGGGGGGCGCCACAACACUGGACAUCCUCCGUGCCAAAGCAUCCGAUUCCGGGUGGUAUCAGUGCACGGCUCAGAAUGUGGCUGGAUCGACAGCAACACGAGCUAGACUCUACGUUGAAGUGCCCAAAGAUGAAAUCCCCGAGCAGAGACGUCUUCACCUACCGCGGCCCACCAAAGUCAUCGAACCCGAACCAUCUCCUGGCCCUGAGAUCAUCUACUUGCGACACGUUGAGCGUGCCAAACCCCACUUGGCACCAGGAGAGGCUGAUCGUGUGUAUCCACCUCCGCAAUUUAUUGUUCCCCUUCGUGAUGUUCAACAAACUGAGGGUGGAAAGAUUCAUUUUGAAGCACGCAUCGAACCCGUGGGCGAUCCCACCAUGUACAUCGAAUGGUUCCUCAAUGGAAGGCCCCUAACUGCCAGUUCUCGUGCAACGUACACGUUCAAAUUUGGCUUCAUUGCCUUGGAUAUGCUUAGUGUGGCUGCACAUGAUGCUGGAGAGUACGUGUGCCGUGUUACAAGUGCCACAGGCGUUGCAGAAUCUCGUGCUGUGCUCAAUGUUGUCCAACGGGCAUCAAUUGAGCAACGCACGCAACAUCCGGAGAGUCUGCAGCAGAUCCAACAGCUGGAAGACUAUUCCAAAUAUCAGCGCUCUGAGAGCAUUGAAGAGUUGACAAAUCAGAAGCCAGUCUUCAUUAAACCUCUUGUGAAUUUGGGUGACAUUGAAGAGGGUAGAAAUGCCCAUUUUGAGGCUCAACUCACGCCCGUUAGUGACCCAACAAUGCGCGUGGAAUGGUACAAGGAUGGCCGCCCAAUCACGGCAAGUUCGCGAAUCACUGCAAUCUUCAACUUCGGCUACGUCUCCCUCAACAUCUUGCACCUACGGGCUGAAGAUGCUGGUUCGUACACCGUUCGUGCCGUUAAUCGACUCGGUGAGGCCAUCAGUACGUCCACAAUUCGUGUUCUCACAAAGAGCACCGUUACAUCGGAUUUGGGCAUCCCGGAGCAGCAGCGCUACAUUGAACGUAUGGAGCAGUUGGAGGCCUAUCAGCAGCAGCAACAUCAGAAGUACGUCGAGGAAGUGCCUGAGAGUACACGUGCACCCGAAUUCAAGACACCCAUCAAGGAUCAACUGGAGAUUCGUGAAGGAGGCUUUGCCCACUUUGAAGCUCGCCUGGAACCCGUUGGGGAUCCAACAUUGCGCGUUGAAUGGCUCCGCAAUGGACGCCCUGUUGAGGCUAGUUCACGCAUAACGUCCUUCUUCAACUUUGGCUACGUCGCUCUGACCAUAAAGCAGAUCACGGUGCACGAUGUCGGGACGUACACGUGCCGUGCCUACAAUGCCAUUGGGCAGGCAACCACCAAUGCCAACUUGAGCGUAGUGACAAAGAAGGAUAUUCUGUAUGAUUCACAACACCCGAGUGGGCUGCAGAAGAUCCAACAUUUGGAGGAUACAUCACGGUACACGCGUACAGAGCAGGAGGAUGUGAGUGUGAAGCAAGCACCACGCUUCCUUGGGCCACUCAAAGGAACAAAUAAGAUUCUCGAGGGACAGAGGGCUCACUUUGAGGCUCGUGUUGAGCCCCAAAGUGAUUUGUCCAUGACGGUUGAGUGGUACCACAAUGGCAAACCAAUUAUGCCGGCAAAUCGUAUUCAGAGCUAUCAUGACUUUGGCUACGUUGCUCUUGACAUUGUUGGAGUUCGUGCUGAAGAUGCUGGCGUGUACACCGUUGUGGCGAGAAAUAAGUUAGGAGAAGCACAACUUCAAGGAACUAUGGUUGUUGAAACUCGCUCUAGCAUCGACACAAGCAGCAUGCACCGGGGCACGUAUGAGAAGACACAACGCAUGGAGGAGGGAAAAUUUAUUGAGCCCCAGUACGAGAUUGAGGAGAUCUCCAAAUCGAAGCCAGUCUUCGUGACACCGCUGUCUGACCCCCAACCUGUGCACGAGGGAAAAAACGUGCAUCUCGAGUGCCGCCUUGAGCCCAUGGGCGAUCCAACAAUGCGCGUGGAGUGGUUCCACAAUGGACGCCCCAUCACCGUUGGCUCACGCUUCCGUACUUACUACGACUUCGGAUAUGUGGCACUCGAUAUCAUCCAUGCAACUUCCCUUGAUUCUGGCGAGUACACCGUGCGUGCUGUUAAUCACCUCGGAACGGCACACACGUCGGCGUGCGUGCGUGUAAUUGGGCACAGUGACAUUAUUGCCGACACGCAGAAUGAGAUGUCUCUCGAGCAAAUUCAAGCCCUUGAAGAUGCCUCACGGCGCCGGCAGCAGGUUGCUGAGGAGAUUACAGUCAUGCAGGCGCCACAAUUCACGCGCCCGCUGCACAACAUUGAAACGGUUGAGGGUACGAAUGUGCACCUCGAAUGUCGGCUGCAGCCCGUGGGGGAUCCCACAAUGCGCGUGGAGUGGUUCGUGAAUGGGGUGCCCGUGAAGACGGGCCAUCGCUUCCGGCCGGCGUAUGAGUUUGACUACGUUGCCCUUGAUCUACUCGGUGUGUACGCCGUGGAUUCCGGGGUGUACACGUGCCAAGCACGCAAUCAACUCGGGGAGGCCGUGACAUCGUGCUCGGUGCGCGUGAUCGCCAAGAAGGAUCUAAUCUUAGACACGCAACACCCUCAGGGGCUCGAGAAGAUUCAAUAUCUCGAGGAUUCCUCGCGGUACAAGCGUUCCGAGUAUGUCGAUGAGAUUGUUAACAUUAAGCCGCGCUUCUUGACACGCCCCAAGAAUUUGGAGGGAAUGCGCGAGGGGCAACAUGCGCACUUUGAGUGCAAACUCGAACCCGUCACCGAUCCCAAUCUCAAGGUUGAAUGGUACAAGAAUGGCCGGCCAAUCACUGUGGGCCAUCGCUUCCGGCCCAUUCAUGACUUUGGCUACGUUGCCUUGGAUGUUAUUGAUCUCAUUGCUGAGGAUUCCGGUACCUACACGUGCCGUGCUGUGAACUUUGUCGGGUCAGAUGAGACGCAAUGCAACCUGAUUUGCCGGGGAAGUGAACAGAUUGUGACUGGAUCACAGAAUGAGGCUGGCCUGGAGCAGAUUCACUACUUGGAGGAUAGAUCGCGGUACCACAGGCAGGAAGUUGUGGAUGAGAUCACGAAACAAGCGCCAAUCUUCACGACUUCCCUGAAGAAUGUUGAGAUUAAGGAGGGACAGAGGGCUCACUUUGAGUGCCGUCUCAUCCCGGUGUCUGAUCCAACAAUGAAGGUUGAAUGGUACCACAACAAUACCCCCCUUAAGUCUGGAUCACGCUUCACGGAGACGAACAAUUUUGGCUUUGUUGCUUUGGACAUUAUGGGAUGCCUUCCGGAGGAUUCUGGCACGUACACAUGUCGUGCUGUUAAUGCCCUGGGUGAAGCUGUAACGUCAGCCAUUGCUAUUGUGCACACCCGCAAGGCAAUCUACAUGGAAUCCCAGCAUGAAGGAGCCUUGACGCACCUCCGUCAACUCGAGGAUACUUCCAGAUAUCAGAGGCAGAGUGUUCAGGAUGAAUUUGUGAGUCAAGCUCCACUCUUUACGCUCCCCGUGAAAGACAAUCGUGUUGCUGAGAAUCAAGCAGUUCACUUUGAGGCUAGACUCAUCCCUGUGGGAGAUCCCAAGCUCAAAGUUGAAUGGCUGAGGAAUGGCGUCCCGCUGGAAGCUUCUAAUCGCAUCACAACAAUGCAUGACUUUGGCUAUGUUGCCCUCAAUAUGAAAUAUGUGAACCCUGAGGAUUCCGGCACGUACACAUGCAGAGCAAUCAAUGAAUUGGGUCAAGCAGUUACGUCUGCUUCUUUAAUCGUCCAAUCUAAAGCAGCACUACAGAUGGAGACCCAAAAUGAGGGAGCAUUGCAGAAGAUUCAAUACUUGGAGGAUACAUCGCGGUAUGCUCGUCGCGAGGAGGAAGAUGUGGUGGUUAAGCAGGCACCACGCUUUACGGCUCAACUACACGGCCCAACGAAUUUAAUUGAGGGUCAAAGUGCGCACUAUGAGUGCAGGAUUGAACCCUAUCCGGAUCCCAAUUUGCGCGUUGAAUGGUUCCACAAUGGGCAACCCCUGCAGACGGGACAUCGUUUCAGGACGUCGUACGAUUUCGGGUUUGCCGCUCUGGAUAUUCUCACGGUUUAUGCGGAAGAUAGUGGCGAGUACACGGCACGAGCUGUUAAUAAACUCGGCCAGGCUCAGUCGUCAAUUAAGCUGAAUGUUAAGUCGAAGCAGUCAAUUAUUCACGAUACUCAGCAUGAGGGAGCCUUGGAGAAGAUUCAAUACCUCGAAGAUGAUUCCCGGUACAAGCGUAGGGAGGAGGAAGAACAAUUUAUUGCGGAGAAGCCACAAUUUGGGCGUCCACUGAGGAAUGCAAAUGUCCAAGAGGGCACGCCUGUUCACUUGGAAGCCACCUUGACUCCUGUCAAUGAUCCAACAAUGAAGGUUGAAUGGUACUGCAAUGGAAGGCCCAUUCCGCAAGGGCAUCGUUUUAAGACUGUCUAUGACUUUGGCUUUGUUGCUCUGGACAUUCUGUAUGCCUAUGCUGAGGAUACAGGCACGUACAUGUGCAAAGCUAAGAAUGCUGUAGGGGAAGCUGUAACAACAUGCGCUGUUAAGGUGAAUCCCAAUGCAGGACUCUACCUUGAUACCCUCGAUGAGCAACGUUUGGCCAAGAUCCGGGAAUUGGAGAGCUACGAAAGACCACAGAAGGCUGAAGUUGAGGAAGUUGGUCAGAAGCCUGUGUUCUUGACACCCCUGCAGAGUUUGGAGAAUCUCAAGGAAGGUGAUCAUGCGCAUCUGGAGUGUCGCGUUGAACCCAUCAAUGAUCCCAAUUUACGCAUUGAAUGGUUCAUCAAUGGUAAAGCCAUUCGCGCAGGGCAUCGUUUCCGUACAACUCAUGAUUUCGGAUAUGUUGCCUUGGAUGUUUUGUACGUGUACGGAGAGGAUACAGGCACGUACAUGUGCAAGGCUACAAAUCUCCUUGGGGAAGCCAUGAAUACCUGCAACAUUCGCGUUGUCAAUCGUCGCUCAAUUAUCCUCGAUACGCAACAUCCCGAUGGGUUGGAGAAGAUUCAGAAACUCGAGGCGAAAGCAGGACCAGCUAGGCCUGAAAUUCAGGACCUCCCACUCAGUCCACCGAGAUUUGUUACCGAACUCCGAGGCACGACGGAACUGUAUGAGGGGCAAACAGCUCACUUUGAGGCACAAGUUGAACCAAUUCACGAUCCAAAUCUUCGUAUUGAGUUCUAUCACAACGGGAAGCCACUGCCGUCUGCAUCCCGCUUCCAUAUUACCUUUGACUUUGGCUACGUUGCCUUGGAUAUUCAGCACGUUGUGCCGGAGGAUGCAGGAGAGUACUCUGUGCGAGCUGUUAACGCUCUUGGGCAGUGCGUGUCCUCAAUUAAGAUGCGUGUAAUUGCCAAGGAUAGCAUCAUUAUGGAAUCUCAGCGCCCGGAAGGUCUCGAGAAGAUUCGUCAACUUGAGCAGGCAGCUCCGUUCAAGCGUCCCGAAAUCCCAGAUCAGGUGACACGACAACGUCCCGUCUUCACGCAACCUCUGCAGAAUAUUGAUGCACUCGUUGAAGGGGAAACGGCUCACUUUGAAUGCCGUCUCAUCCCUGUAGGGGAUCCAACGCUCAAAGUUGAAUGGUUCCGGAAUGAUAAGCCGCUGGAAGAUAGUUCGAGGAUAACGAAGCAACAUGACUUUGGGUACGUCUCAAUGGACAUUCAGCAUGUGCGUGAGGAAGAUCAGGGAGUGUACAUGUGUAGGGCAACAAAUCCACUUGGGGAGGCUGUUACGACGGCAUCCAUGAAGAUUCGUACGCAUGCAAACAUUCAGCUGCAGUCACAGCACCCGGAGGGAAUGAGGAAGAUUCAACAACUUGAAGCACCAACAGCUAAGAGACCCGAUGAACCCGAACGGGUGUUUGAGAAGCCAAUCUUCACGCAACUUCUCACAGGGCCAGCAGAGCUGUGGGAAGGACAACAUGCACGCUUUGAGGCACGUGUUGUACCCGUUGGGGAUCCAACAAUGCGCUUUGAAUGGUACGUCAAUGGGGUUGAAUUGAAGAUGGGAUCUCGCUUCAGGACAACGCAUGACUUUGGCUUUGUCACGCUGGAUAUUAAUUCCGUUGUUGCUGAGGAUAGUGGUGUGUACAUGUGCCGCGCAAUCAAUGCCGCUGGCGAGGCUGUUUCCUCAACAGCAAUGAAGGUGAAGUCGCGAUCAUCAAUUGCCGGAGAAUCCUUGCUUCCGGAUUCAUGGCAGAAGAUCCAACAGAAGGAAGCUGCCAUGAAUCGUGUUCCGGAUAUGUUUGUUGAUACAACCCCGCAGCAGGCUCCGGUAUUCACGACGCACCUUCAGAGCUACGAUAAGCUCGUUGAGGGUCAACAUGUGCAUCUUGAGGCACAAGUUGAGCCACGAACUGAUCCCAAUUUGCGCAUUGAAUGGUUCAAGAAUGGAGUUUCCCUCACAACGGGAACAAGGCUAAGGAGUACCUUUGACUUUGGCCUUGUUACCCUCGCAAUUAACAGCCUGCGUGAUGAUGAUUCAGCCAUCUACACGUGCCGUGCAACGAAUCUCCUCGGAGAAGCUGUCUCAACGUGCACACUGAAGAUUGAGGAUCGUCAUUGGCUCCUUGCGGAUACAAUGCAUCCUGAUGCAUUGCCGCGUAUUGGGCAAUUGGAAGCUCCACGUCCGGAGAAGCCAGCAGCAGCAGAGCCAACGUAUGAAUCUCCAGUCUUCAUUACGCACCUCAACAAUGUGGAAUGUACUGAGGGUGAUAAUGUUCACUUUGAAUGCAAUGUUGAACCAUCGAGGGAUCCAACAAUGAAGAUUGAAUGGUUUGUCAAUGGGAAGCCCCUCCCAGUGGGAGCACGUUUCAAGACAACUUAUGACUUUGGGUUCAUCGCCCUGGACAUUAGUCACGCCUAUGCUGAGGAUUCUGGCAUUUAUACGUGCAAAGCAACCAAUAGCAAGGGUUCGGCUUCAACAUCAGGAUCACUCAGGUGCACAAGUACAGCAACAAUGUACCUGGAUACGCAGCAUCCACAAGGAAAGGCUGGCUUGGAGGCAGUUAAGGAUGCCGAAGGAGCUGCAGCAGAUCGUGCAGCAAGGAAGCCAGGGAAACCCGAUAAAGUUUACCCAGCACCCGAAUGGGUUAUCCCAACGCAUCCGGAAUUCAAGCUAACAGAAGCCCAACCGUUGCAUCUAGAGGGUCAGGUUGAACCCAAGGAGGAUCCGAAUUUGAAGAUUGAAUGGUACUUCAAUGGGAAAAUCCUGCAGCAUGGAUCACGCUUCAAGAUGACGAGUGACUUUGGUUUUGUCACAUUGGAUCUUAUUGAGGUGUACGAGAGGGAUCAGGGUAUCUACACGUGCAAGGCCUACAACAAUGCCGGUGAGGCCUUCACGUCAACAACGGUUUACUGCACAAGCAAGGAGAGUGUCAUUGAGAAGUCGCAGCAUCCGAAAGGUGAUGAAGGCUUGGAGAAGAUUCAGGAUCUCGAGGAUUCCCUCAGGAGGACGGACGAUAAGAAGGCUGACGCCGAGAUUGGUCAACCGCCGCGCUUUACGUCUGAAUUCACCGACAUCCGGAAUAUCAGUGAAGGGGAAAUUGCCCACUUUGAAGCAUCCCUCGUGCCGACAGGAGAUCAAAGUAUGGUCGUUGAAUGGUUCUACAAUAGUAAGACACUCGAAGCUAGUCACAGAUUCCGGACGGUUUAUGCCUUCGGAAUGGUUGUUCUGGAAGUUCUCGGGACGAAGAUUGAGGAUUCCGGGAAAUAUUCAUGCCGAGCUACGAAUAAAUGGGGACAAGCAGAGAUCAGCGUUAAUCUGGAGUGCGUUGAUAAGUCCCAAGGGCAGAAGCCACGCUUCACGACGCAGAUUCAGAGCCUAGCAGGACUCAAGGAUGGUCAAUCGGCUCACUACGAGUGCACACUUGUCCCCGUUGGAGAUCCCAACAUGAAGGUCGAAUGGUUCCACAACGGUCAACCAAUGCGCCAUUCAAAUCGCAUCAAACCCGUCGCGGACUUUGGCUACGUCCUCCUGGACAUUGCCUACGUCCAGAGUCACGAUUCCGGUGAAUACGUCUGUCGCGCAUCGAAUAAAUACGGCGAAGACUUCACACGGGCCACACUUCAGUGCACCGGAAAGAGUGGCGUCUUCCUGGACAGCCUCCAACCGGAUUCCUUGGCGAAGAUUCGUGAACUGGAAACGGGAAUGUUGCAGCAACCAGCUACACCCACAACACCCACCGGGGAACCACCGAAAUUCGUCACGCAGAUCAAGGAUCUCGCCAGAUUGGUUGAAGGACAGAGUGCGCACUUUGAAGCACGCCUAACUCCCGUCACAGAUCCCGAACUCAAGGUUGAAUGGUUCUACAAUGGCAACAAGCUGCCACAUGGACACAGAUUUAGGACCUUCCAUGACUUUGGCAUUGUUAUCCUGGACAUUUUGUACUGCUACGAAGAGAAUUCCGGAGAAUACGAGUGCAGGGCUACAAAUAAAUACGGAUCAGAUUCAACGAAGGCUUCUCUCAAAUGUCUAUCGAAGGCUAAUCUCAUCCUGGACUCGCAAUUACCGCGGGGCAUGGAAGGAGGACUUGAGAAGAUUCAAACACUGGAAGAUUCCCUCAUUCGUGACACGCAGGAGCGUGUUGAUGAGCAACGUGGCAAGGCACCCGUCUUCACGGUACCCCUUUCGAACAUUGAUAGCUUGCGUGAGGGUGAGAAUGUUCACUUUGAGGCACGCGUGAUCCCCACGGAUGAUCCCAAGUUGCGCAUUGAAUGGUUCUGGAAUGGAAAACCCCUCAAGGCUGGUUCACGCUUCCGCACAUUCUGUGAUUUUGGCUUUGUCAUCUUGGAGAUUUCUCCCGUUUACCCCGAAGAUUCCGGAGAGUACUCAUGUCGUGCUAUUAAUGAUUACGGUGAAGCAGUCACGACGUCCUCAAUGCGUGUCCAGGGCAAACGAAGCAUCAUCCUCGAAUCGCAACUUCCCAAGGGGAUGGAGGGGACAAUUGAUAAGAUUGCCGAGCUCGAGGGAUUGGGGGCGAAUGUGGGGCAAAUGCAGCCAGAUGAUGAGACCGGGAAGCCACCGGAAUUCAUCACAACUCCCGCCGAUCUUACACUUGGGGAGAACUCUCUGGCACACUUUGAAUGCCGCCUCACGCCCAUCACUGACCCGAGCAUGAGGGUUGAGUGGUUCCACAAUGGCAAAGCUCUGUGGGCUGGAUCACGCAUUAAGACCAUCAAUGACUUUGGUUUUGUCAUCUUGGAGAUUGCCGGAUGCUAUCAGCGUGAUUCGGGCUUGUACACGUGCAAAGCGACCAAUAAGCACGGCGAAGCGACUGUUUCGUGCAAACUGCAAGUGCGUGGUCGUCAGGGAAUCAUUAUGGAGCCCCAGUUGCCGUCAAACUUCCGCACAGGCACGGAGAGUAUUCAGAAGUUGGAGGAGAAUCUCUAUAAGCGCGAAGAGAUCAGCGCUGAGGAGGAGGAGCCCAAUCCACCGAGAUUUGUCGUUGAGAUCAAGGAUAACGUGGACAUCCCCGAGGGUGGUCCCGUUCACUUUGAUUGCCGCGUUGAACCAGUUGGGGAUCCAUCGAUGCGCAUUGAAUGGUACCACAAUGGACGUCCACUGGCCACGGGAUCUCGUGUCCACAUGCUAAAUGACUUUGGGUUCAUUGCCCUGGACAUGGAUUAUGCAUACGCCAGGGAUUCCGGAGAGUACGUGUGCCGGGCAACAAAUCGCUGGGGAACAGCCUCAACGGUGGCCAAGGUGACGUGCAAAUCCAAGAAGGACAUCAUCUUCGACAGUCAACUCCCCGAGGGAAUGACGGCGGAGAAGCUGAAGGAGCUGGAACGUGGCCCCGUGACUGUUGCCCCGCAGGAAGAUGCCCCAAUGAAGCCACCAAAGUUCAUCACUCAAAUCCAAUCGCACACCGUGGAUGAGGCUGAAAGCAUUCGAUUUGAGUGCCGUGUUGAGCCGAAGGAAGAUCCAAAGCUGCGCAUUGAAUGGUACAGAAAUGGCAGACCCCUACCCUCAGGGCAUCGCUACAGAACCGUCUACGACAUGGGCUUCGUCUCCCUGGACAUUCUCUACGUCUACCCUGAAGAUUCCGGCGAGUACGUGUGCCGGGCAAUUAAUGAUAUGGGAGAGGAUACAACACGUGCUACAGUUUCGUGCAAAAAACUGCCAACAAUUAUCCUCCAAAAUCAAAUCCCCAAAGGCAUGAAGAAGUCCGAAACUCUCAUGCAAAUGGAAGCAACAAUCAAGAAGUACACCUCGGAGAUCUUCCUCACGGAGGAUGAUCUGUAUGAUCCGGAUAGGAAGCAACCGCCGCGCUUUGUGACGCAAAUUGAGAGUCAAACGAGCCUCGUUGAGAUGCAAAGUACCAAAUUUGAAUGUCAAUUGGCACCAGUUGGGGAUCCCAACAUGAAGGUUGAAUGGUUCUUCAAUGGAAAACCUCUUCCCUACAAAAAUCGUUUUACACCAAUUUACGAUUUUGGUUACGUGGCCAUGAAUUUCGGAUGGAUUUAUCCGGAAGACAGUGGAGAGUACCUCUGCAGAGCAACGAAUUUGUACGGAAUGGAUGAGACACGGGCUAUGAUCAAGACGACCGGUAAGCCGGGAAUUAUCUACGAUUCCCAAUUGCCGAAAGGUAUGAAGAGUAUUGAGCGAAUCAGGGAGAUGGAGGCCUCAUGGCAAGUGGUUCCAGAGGAAGUGGAUGAGGCAAUGAAGCCCAAACAGGCACCAACGUUUGUCAGUAAUCCCGAACCAGUGACCGUGGAGGAAGGUGAAUGGGCGAGAUUCUGUGCGAGAGUAACAGGGCAUCCACGACCACGUGUCAUGUGGCUCAUCAAUGGGCACACCGUUGUCAAUGGAUCACGCUACAAGCUGACCUAUGAUGGAAUGUACCACAUGGACAUUCCAAAGACACGACAAUACGACACAGGGAAGAUUGAGGUGAUUGCUCGCAGCUCUCUGGGUGAAGCAGUUGCAACAACUGAACUCAAAGUUAUUCCACGCAAAGAUGAUUACCGUGGAGUCCUCAAGAAUUCACCAAGACCAUGGUACGACUAUGACCUUGUUCAGUACCAGAAGGAGCGAACGGACACGGAGCUGGAGAAGACUUUCGAGGAGCGAAAGGCACAGAAGGAGCAACAGAGUGGCGUAGAUUUGGGACAAUUCAACAAGCCAAAGGUGUUCAAGGAAGCCGAUACGGAGUGGCAGCAGGCAGUUAAGAGCAAGAAGGGUGAGGACUACUACAACAAACUGCAAGAGCUGGAGAAUGAGCAGGUUGUGAAGGAGUCACGCCUCCGGGAAGCUAGUCAUCAAUUUGCCAUUCCCGGAGAGAAGAUUGUGCAAACAUCAAUGGCCAAAGGGAUGGCGCAGAAGUAUCAGGAUAGUCUCGAAAAGAGCGAAGAGCUCGAUGAGAGAAGCACCGAGACAAGGAAGCUCGUGAAGAGACCACCUGAGCCACAUGAAUCCGCCGUCCAUGGGCGUGAGGUUCACGUGUCGAAGCAGAAACAAACGCAAAAGGAGCAAGUUGGUGAUCUGGAGAUCACGCGAAAGAUCACAGCGACGGAAACAACGGAAAUGGAGCACAAGGGGAAGACACAGGAACGUGUAGUUCAGGGCCCAGUGCAGCCCAGCAAGCCACCAUUCUUCACGAAGAAAAUCCAACCGUGCAGGGUGUUUGAGAAUGAACAGGCACGCUUUGAGGUGGAAUUCGACGGGGAGCCCCUGCCGCAGGUUAAAUGGUUCCGUGAGGACUUCCUCAUUCAGAACUCCCCGGACUUCCAGAUUCACACUUUCAGCACAAAAUCCGUCCUCAUUAUGCGCCAAUGCUUCCUCGAGGAUUCAGCUGUGUUCUCCGUUGUGGCGGAAAAUCGCGGUGGAACAGCCAAAUGCAGCGCAAAUCUCGUUGUUGAGGAACGCAAGCGUCAAGGACGCGGUGGUGUUGUUCCACCGAGUUUCCUGGCCACUGUGCAGGAUAUUCGUGUUGGAAAUGGGCAAUUGGCGCGUUUUGAUGCACGAGUCAGUGGGACGAAGCCAUUGGAUGUUUAUUGGUUGAAGAAUGGCAAGAAAAUCACGACAAACAUCAAAUACAAAGUCCUCGAGGAGGAUAACACCUACACCCUCCUCAUUAUUGAAGCCUACCCCGAGGAUUCGGGCAAAUACGAAUGUGUAGCUGUUAACAAUGCCGGUGAGGCACGUUGUGAUGCCGAAUUGUCCGUCUUGACCCCGGCUAAGCCGCAUGGGGAUAAGCCAACAGUCCCCGGAAUGGAGAAGGCUCCAACACUCGUUGAACCCCUGAAAGAUCAAACAAUCCUCGAGGGACACUCCGUGGUGUUCAAGGCACGCGUUGUGGGGAAACCCAACCCAGUGGCCAAGUGGUUCAAGGGUGAGAGUAUCAUCAAGCAAUCCAAGUACUUCCAGAUGAUCCGUGAAGGGGAAUACUACACACUCCGCAUCUCCGAGGCCUUCCCCGAGGAUGAGGGUGUCUACAAGUGCAUCCUGGGCAAUACAGCCGGUGAAGUGGCCACAAGUGCAACGCUCAGGGUCAUGGCACCCGAACAGCAGGACGCUCUGCCCACACUCACCCCACUCAAGGAUGUUGUCUGCGAAGAGGGCAACCCGGCGCAAUUUCAAACCAAAAUCUCCGGAAAGGCAAAACCAACGGCAGUUCAGUGGUUCCGUGAAGGUGCACUGAUUCCCAUCUCACCGGACUUCCAGAUGAUCCAGGAAGGUAACAAUGCAGUGUUGCUGAUUAAUACAACGUACGAGGAGGAUUCAGGGCGAUUCACGUGCCGCGUGACCACAUCCGCGGGCCAAGUUGAAACAUCCGCAAAUCUUAUCGUGAAAAAACGUCGAGGUCGCUCAUCCCAAUUGACCGUACCUGAUUGGCAGAGGAAGAUGCGCGAUGUACCGCAGAGUCCUCAGCAAUCAGGCUCCACCAAAUCAGGCACACCAGACACUGAUUUGGAUUUCUCCACAACAACGAGUCAAUCGUGUGAAGAUGAAGAAAUAAUUCCACGUGGGGAUGAAUCCCUUCCGUGGCGUCGGAAGCGCAGCCGAAGCCUUCAGCCAACGGAGAAGCACAAGAAGCGCUACACAUCACGUGAUAGAUCACUGUCGCAGCAACGGAUGAUUCAGCGAAUGAUUCAGAAUUAUGCAAAGAAGGAGGAGCAGCAUAAUCCAUGGCUGGAGGAUAUGAAGAAGCUCAAGAAAACGGUUAUAACACCCAAAUUUAUUGAGCAUGAAAAACUCGAAGAAGUUGACUUGAAGCCAUCACAGAUUGAGCAUCAUGAGAUUCAGCAUGAAAAGCUGGAGGAAGUUGAUUUGAAAUCAGUGCAGAAGGCCUAUCAGAAUGCUAGAAUGAUGGAGUUGCAGCAGAGAAAGUCUGAAGAGAUUGAUUUGGGAACUGAAGAGACGACAGAAGAGCAGGAAACUGUUGUGCAGGAAGACACAGCACGGCAGUACAUUCAACAUUCAAAGCAUGAGGAAGAUUCAACAAUUCUCGCAAUGACCAGGAGGGUUGAUGAGAUGGUACUGCGUGAUGCUCUCAAGUACAUCCCGCAGAAACAGAAGCGACUGCACAAGAAGGAAACAGAUGAAGAUGUUUACAGUCAGACUGUGUCGAAUGUUGAGGAUAUAACUCUUCUUAAGCUUGCACAGCACGAAUCAACGCAAAUGGAGUUGCUGUCGAAGGGACAAGAAGGUGUCCCAUGGGCAAGAGGGAUCAGGCAAAUGGAAACACAGCAUAUUGAAGAUAAGGCCAUCCUCCAAGUCGAUGUGAGAGAAACAACAGAAACUCAGAGCACAGCUCAAGAAGUUCCCGUACCAUGGGAGAGAGGACGAAAGAAGCAUCGUGAAGAUCGCACGAUCAUGGACAGGAAAGAAGUCGUAGAAGAAGAGCGCAAAGAAGAGAAGAUCACACACGAAGUUACGGAAGAAGAGCAACCAACUCCAUGGCGUCGUGGGAAAAAGAAGCAACAAGAUGAGCAAGUUGUUGAGGAGAAGGCAUGGCUAAGAGGAAAGAAACCUCAAGAGAAGGAAAAAGUUGAGGAAGUGCAAUUGAAACCCGUUCCAAGGAAACCAACUGAACAAAAACCAAAAGAACAAGAGAAAGUUGAAUUAACUCCAGUUUCAAAAGAAGCACCAGUUGUUCAAGAAAUCAAAGAAGAAGAACAACCAACUCCUUGGCGUCGUGGGAAGAAAGAGAAGCCAGUUGAAGAAAUUGCUGAGGAGAAACAAUGGCCAACAGGCAAGAGAAGGCCAAAAGAAGAAGAAAAAACAGAAGAAGUUCAACUUAAACCAAUUCCAAAGAAAACUCCUGAGGAGAAACCUCAAGAACCUGAAAAGGUUGACCUCACUCAGGCUCCUAAAAAAGCUCCAAUUGUUCAGGAAAUUAAGGAAGAAGAACAACCAACUCCUUGGCGUCGUGGAAAGAAGGAAAAACCCGUUGAGGAGGUAGCUGAAGAGAAACAAUGGCCAAAGGGCAAAAUAAAGCCAAAAGAAGAUGAAAAACCAGAACAAGUUCAACUCAAACCAAUUCCAAGAAAGAAACCUGAGGAGAAACCUCAAGAACCUGAACAAGUUGAAUUAGCUCCAGUUCCUAAGGAAGCUCCAGUUGUGCAGGAAAUUAAGGAAGAGGAACAACCUACACCAUGGCGUCGUGGGAAGAAGGAAAAACCUGCUGAACAAAGUGCUGAAGAGAAGCAAUGGCCGAAAGGCAAAAGGAAACCUAAAGAGGAAGAGAAACCCGAAGAGGUUCAUCUAAAACCAAUUCCAAAGAAAACUCCUGAAGAAAAACUUCAAGAACCUGAGAAAGUUGAGCUUGCACCUGCUCCCAAGGAAAAACCAAUUGUACAGGAAGUCCGAGAAGAAGAACAACCAACUCCAUGGCGUCGUGGCAAGAAGGAAAAACCCGUUGAGGAGGUAGCUGAAGAGAAACAAUGGCCAAAGGGCAAGAGAAAGCCCAAAGAAGAAGAAAAGCCCGAAGAAGUACAACUCAAACCAAUUCCAAGAAAGAAGCCUGAAGAAAAAUUACAAGAACCUGAACAAGUUGAAUUGGCUCCAGUUCCCAAAGAAGCUCCAAUUGUUCAGGAAGUAAAGGAGGAAGAACAACCAACUCCAUGGCGCCGUGGAAAGAAAGAGAAACCAGAACCUGAGGUUGCUGAAGAAAAGCAAUGGCCGAAGGGAAAGAGAAAGCCCAAAGAAGAAGAGAAACCCGAAGAGGUUCAUCUUAAACCCAUUCCGAAGAAGCCUCAGGAAGAUAAACCCCAGGAACUGGAGCAAGUUGAAUUGGCUCCAGUUCCCAAGCAAGCACCAGUUGUUCAAGAAAUUAAGGAAGAGGAACAACCAACUCCUUGGCGUCGUGGGAAGAAGGAAAAACCUGUUGAAGAAGUAGCAGAGGAAAAACAAUGGCCGAAAGGAAAGAGAAGGCCAAAGGAAGAAGAACAACCCGAAGAAGUCCAUUUGAAACCGAUUCCAAAGAAAUCUCCCGAGGAGAAACCAGAAGAGCCUGAAAAAGUUGAGCUUGCUCCUGCUCCAAAAGAAAAGCCAGUUGUUCAGGAAGUAAAGGAAGAAGAACAACCAACUCCUUGGCGUCGUGGAAAGAAAGAAAAGCCCGAACCUGAGGUUGCUGAAGAAAAGCAAUGGCCAAAGGGCAAAAGGAAACCCAAGGAGGAAGAAAAGCCCGAAGAAGUACAACUCAAACCAAUUCCAAGAAAGAAGCCGGAAGAGAAACCUCAAGAACCUGAGGAAGUUGAAUUAGCACGAGUUCCCAAGGAAGUCCCAAUUGUGCAGGAAGUUAAAGAAGAAGAACAGCCCACACCGUGGCGCCGUGGAAAGAAGGAGAAGCCUGAACCUGAGGUUGCUGAAGAGAAGCAAUGGCCUAAAGGAAAGCGAAGGCCAAAAGAAGAAGAAAAACCAGAAGAAGUUAAACUCAAACCAAUUCCCAAGAAAGCCCCAGAAGAGAAGCCGGAAGAACCAGAGAAAGUUGAAUUGGCACCCGUUCCACGUGAUAUUGUUGAAGAGGAACAACCAGAAGAGCCUGAAGAGAUUCCCGAAGACAUAUCUUCUGAGGAAGAAACAAUGGAUACAGAUGAAGUUAAAAUAAGGAAGCGUCGUGCAAAGAAGAAGAAGUUGAAGCACCGUGCAACGGAAUCAGUUGAAUCUGAAGAUAGUUUUGAUUUACAACCCGCUGAAGUUGCUGAACCACGUAUUGUUGAAGAUGCAGCAACGGAAGAAGCUAAAGUGGAAGAGAUUGCUGUCCAUGAGACAACACCCGAUCUGGUACGUACAACCAGGAAGAAGAAGAAAACCAAACAUGUGGCAUUCAAGGAGGAACUUGAGAUAGCCCGUGUUGAAGCUGAGGAGGAAGAAGUGCAAGAAGACGUUGAAGAUGUCGUUACAACGGAAACGAAUAUUAGACUGAAACCAACACUACCUAAGGCGUUGGAAAGUAUUCCUGUAGAGAGCGAAGAGGAAGCUAUAGAAUUCAAGAAAGAAAUCGACAUGAAAAUCACCUCGAGUAUUGAGAAGAAGGAGAAGCGCCGAAUGAUCAUUGAUGAUAGUCAACCAUUCCCUGAAUUGGAACUCAUUACGCAGAAGCGUGUUGUUGAUGAGAAGAAGGAAGAGAGUGUUGAAGAAGAAGAAGAGGAGGUAACAAUAAAGGAGGAAAUUGUUGAAGAGGCCAAGGUGCCUAAACCAAAGGUGAAGCCUCCACGGUUUACGAGGAAACUUCAACCGAAGACUUGUAAGCCUGAUGAGGGGCUUGUACUGAAGUGCAAUGUUGAGGGUACACCAUUCCCUACCAUUAAAUGGUUCUUCAACGACACCGAACUCUUUGCUUCUGAGAACUACGUUAUGACCGUUGUUGAGACAACGGCCAUCCUGGAGAUCGUCAAAGUCACCCCGCAGGUUGUUGGCGUCUACACGUGUGAGGCUAAGAAUCAAGCUGGUGUGGCCAUUACGAGAACAAACAUUGCUUUAGAAAAAACAGAAGAUGACGGAAUAGCUCCUCUUUUUGUAUCACCUGUUACAAUCUCAAUGGCACCGGAUAAGUCUCGUGCAACCAUUUCAUGCUACGUCUCUGGCAAACCAAUGCCACAGGUUAAAUGGUACAGAGAAAAUGUCGAAAUUACCCCAUCGGAGGCUUUACAAAUGUUCUAUGACGAUCAAACGGGCUACAUUGCUUUGGAGGUACAAAGUCCCCACAUGGGGGAUGUUACAGUGUACACUGUUGUUGCGGAGAAUGUUUACGGGAAAGCUGUGGGGAAAGCAACAAUGGUUCUCAGUGAAGACACAAGAAAACCCCGUGAGAAGCUAAUUGCUCCAGAAAUUCUAACACCCCUAUCACCAAAGAUUGUAAAAUCUGGGUCAAAAGUAAUUCUGAGUGUAAAGUUUGAUGGCACACCAACUCCAACAAUUAGUUGGUUGAGAAAUGGAAAACCCCUGGAGGAUGAUGCGGUUGUGAAGAUUGUCACAGAGGGUAAGCAAUCAACGAUAACAGUUAAGGAUGCUGAAAGGAAGAAAGUUGGGAAGUUCGAAGUGAUUGCUGUUAAUAAAGUCGGUGAAGCCAGAUCAGCGGCAUCUGUUGUUGUGUCUGAUGUGAAGGAUAGUCCGGACAUUAAAGCUCCACGAUUCGUUCAACCGCUCGUACCGAAAGUUGUGCGUGAGGGUGAUGUUGUUAUCCUGGAGGCAGUUGUUGAUUCAAAACCCCUCUCAUCAUUCCAGUGGUUCAUUAACUUGCAACCUGUUGUCGUUUCGCGUGAUCUACGCGUUGUUACGCACGACAACAAAUCAAUUGUGAUCCUCAGAUCAUUCAAGAAGCACAAUGUCGGCUCCUACAUGUGCCGUGCUGAGAAUGUUGGGGGAUCCGUAACAUCAACAGCCAGCGUGAAGAUGCGCGAUGCUGCUGAAAUUGAGGAUGUUGUUGAGUACCUCAGUCCACGCUACAGCGAAAAGCUCCCACUGAAGGUGGACCUAAUGGAUGGGGAGACAAUUGAGCUGAAAUGCCGCGUUGAAGGGAAGCCCACGCCGCGCAUCGAAUGGUAUCACAAUGAUACUGUUGUUGAAGAUGCGAAGAACAUCACAGUUUCUCAGGAUAAUACCGGUAAUUGCAUUCUCACAAUCACCGAAGUAUUCCCCGAGGAUGCUGGAGAGUACAUUUGCCAUGCAAUUAAUGAGGUUGGAGAAGCAACAACGAAGGCAUUUGUGUCCGUUGAAGCUUUCGAAUAUCAACAAGAUUCAGAGAUAACAUCAGUUACAUCAGUGGAAGAACCAUCUGAUAAGACCAUCUCUGUGGAUGAACCAGUAGACACGGAGACCGAAAUGGCUCCACAACUACUGAAGAAACUACCAAUUGUAACGAAGACCGUGAGUAAGCCAACAAAGCUGGAGGUGAGGGUUGUUGGACGACCUAAGCCGGAAGUUAAGUGGUUCAAGCAGGGCGAAGAAAUUCACGCAUCGGAGGAAUUUCAAAUUGAAAACCUCGAAGAUGGCACCUCCAUUCUCAUCAUCAACGACAUUUAUCCCGAUGAUACGGGUGAAAUAACAUUCCAAGCCCACAACCCAUUGGGAGUCACAACAACUACAACCCUUCUUGAAGUUACAGAAGAAAUUGUUGGUACGAAAGAAUACAGAAAACCCGACUGGGUGGUUCAUAUGGAAGAAAUGCAGGAAGCACUUCGUGAAACAUCUGAAGUCACCGAAUCAUUUGUGCAUGAAGAAAAACAGGAAGUUGUGAGGAAGAAGAAAAAGCAAGUUAAGAAGGAAGAAACAUUGGAAGUUUCUGAGGAACUCGCGAAACGCAUUGAGAAGAAAUUGAAACCACUCAAAUCGCAAAUGAGCGAGGAAUCCUUCCCCGAUGAGUAUGCUGAGGAAUUUGAUGUUCCUGCACCGAAAUCCAUUCAGGAAUUACCACUUCAGAUGCCAGUUGAUUCAGCUGAAAUUGUUGAGCAAUCAAAUGUAACGAAUAUUGCCCCUGGGAAGCCAAAAGAUCAAGUUGCUUCCAUUAAUAUUCUCCCACAGACUUCCCUGAUUACAGAGGAAGCUGUUGUUACGGAACAGGAGACACCUUCGAAGAAACUCGAUGUAUCUGGGAAGUUAAGACAACCAACUGUUAACCUCCCAGAUCUCCUAGAGUCCAUUCAAAUUACCCAAGUUGAUGCUGAAACUAAUACAGAUAAAAUGCGGACUCCAAGUCCUGUUGAAGGUGUCACAUCGCGAACAGAUAUCAUGACUCAUCAGACAGCUCAAGUCAUGGAGUAUGCUGCACAUGAUAGUGUAGCAGAUUUGACGACUCCAAAGCCACAGGAAACCGAAGCUAAGGUUCAACUUUUGCCGCAUGAUGUGAUUGAAGUGUCCGAAGUUGAGAGCCAUCAGCAAGAGGAUGAAUUGCAAGACAAACCUCAGGCACCAACAGCUCUAGCCACUGAGAAUAUAAUAUCUCAUGAAGGAAUUCAAGUUACGGAGAGUAGUACAGCGGAAAAGGAAGAUUUAACAUCAUUCCAUUUGCACACAACACCAGUUCAAGCACGCCUUGAAAUUCCCUCAUCGGAACCACUUGAAGUUACAGAAGUCAUGACCCAUGAUAAGUCUCAGAAGUACUACCCUGAAUUAAUUGUAGCCACUGAAAGUGCUACAGAGCGGUAUGUUGAGCAGAAACCUUACAUUACGCAGGAAGUUAAUGCAACAGAACUAGAAGGAGUCUACGUACCUGGUGUUUUACCAGCAACACAGACUGUUGAUGUAGUCCUGCCUACGAGUGAAACUGUAACAAUUCAGGAAGAAAUGAUCCAAGAAAAAGAAACGGUUUUCGAAGAGAAACCCAAACCUACAGCAUCCGAAGCAACAGGUACAAUUAUUCCAAUGGAAGGAUAUGUUACAGAGUACGUUGAUGCCCAGAUGCCACAGCAAGAGUACACGAGCUUUGAGUAUGAAACAAAGACUGCUGAUAUGACCUUUGAUAGGCAAGAUGCAUUAGCAAGCAUAGAAGUUGUAGCAGAUGAACGAGAAGAUGUUCUACCAGCAAUGGAAGCAGCAAAAACUCACACAGCUACAUCGGAUGUUACGACAUAUCAUACAGCUGAAACAAAUCUUCCAGAUGUGAAUGAGAAAGAGUCAGAUUUGGAAGAUUUCAGAGCACCCCAAGAGGUUAAUCUUAGCGCUGAAGUACCUACAAAUGAAGCUGUUCAAUUUGAAGAAGUAAACGUGAAUGACACGACAAAUGUCUUCAAUCCCCAAACAUUAUUCCAAAGUGCUCAGGCAGUACUGCGGAUGGAGCCGCAGUUCCCAAAAGAAAUUCUCGAUGUUAUUGUUCAGGAUAAGGAAGAUAGUUUGAAGAUGGAGAAGAAGCCUGAAGAACUAACGGCAAAAUAUGACUACAAUGCUCAGAAAUCUCUUAUUGUUUCAACGGUUACACUGGAGGAGUCAGAAGGUGUUCUACCAAGUCCAAAACCGACUGAGAGCUUUACAGCUGAACAGACACUCCCAGAAACUAAAGCAUCAGUUAAUAUAACAGAAACACAACUACUCGACAAUACGGAUACAUUAGCAGACUUACAGCCACAGCAGUUAACUGCAAAGGUGAAGACUGAUGAUUUAGAUCAGACUCAAGUUCAAGAGAUCAUUACACUGGAAAGUGUUGAUUUAUACGACGAAAAGGCUAUGCCUGAGCUAAAAGAAGCACAGCCCGUACUUGAGGACACUCAUGAUUCAAUUCAGAGCACAGAAGUUGUUCCAACAGAUACACUCUCAACAUUAGAUGAUAUCAAACAUCCUGAACACUAUGGAACACCCAACAUAACAGAUGCAAAUAAAACAGCAAUUCAGGAAGAAAUACUAACAGUUGAAGAUACUGAAGAUUUCAAGAAGACACUUGAACAAGAAGUAUCAGCAACACUUACACAUCCAACAGUUGAUAGCCUCCAAAUUCAGGAAACUGUUGUCUCAGAAACAACAUCAGAUGCAAAAGAAUUUGCAAAACCAGAAGAAAAGACUUCAAUUCAAACUUUUGAAUCACUUGCAUUACCAACUCAGACUGAAAUUCUUCCAACGGACACUGUUGAUACACUAACACUUCCAGAGAAAGAAAAGACACAACAGGUAACAGGUAGCAUUAGAGAAUACGAAUCAUUGCAACAAGAUCAACCUUGGAUUGAUGAACAAACAGAUGAAUUUACUAAACCUCUCGAGAAACAAGAACAAAUUGCUACAUUUAAUGUUCUGGAGAACAUUGCUCUCACGCAAACACACACAAAGACUGAAGAAACAACAUCAGACAUACAAGCCACACCUGAGUUAGACACAAAGACAGCUCAAUUAACAACCGACGAUUUGGCUGCAGUUUCUCAGUCGGAAGUUGUAACUGGAGACACAGUACAAGAUUUCGAAGCUCCCUCCGAUACAGUGUCUCAUCAAGCUACAAUUCAAACAUCGGAUCUCCCUGUAGCACAACAAUCUGAGACAAUUGCUGAAGACCAAUUAGGUCCUUCGGUAGCACAGCCAGAUUUUGUAGAUCACAAAGCUGAAAUGGCAACAACGGAAUUCACAGCUGUUGAACAGAGUGAAGUUCAAGCAACAGAUUCUCUCGGUGAUCUCCAAUUACCUGAGAAAACUAAGCAGCAUCAAGCAAAUGUGGAGCUUGAUGAAUUACGUGUUAUUAGCCAAAGUCAAGUAUCUCCCGAAGAAUCAGUUUCUGAUUUGCAGAAAACUGCAGAAGCAGAAACAAAAACUGCUCAAUUAACAACAGAUGAACUAGCAGCUGUUUCUCAAUCAGAAAUAAUUAUCAGUGAUUCAACUAAAGACUUUGAAGCUCCAACUGAAAUUCCAUCGCAAGUAGCUUCAGUUCAAACGUCAGAUCUUCCUGUAGCUCAACAAACUGAAACACAGCCCGAAGAUUUAUUGGGACCAAGUGUUAUUCAACAAGAUGUUAUUGAUCAUAGAGCUGAAUUUACAACAACUGAAUACUCAGCACUUGAGCAGACUGAAGUUCAGAUUUCUGAUACUCUCGAUAGUUUGAGUUUGCCGGAGAAAAUGAAAGAAUUACAGGCUAAUGUUCAAUUAGACGAGCUAUCAGUUAUUACACAGAGUCAGGUAACUUCGGAAGAAACAGUUGAUGAAUUGAAAAAAGCCCCAGAGGCUGAAGGAAAAACUGCACAACUGUCCACAGAUGAACUCGCAGCUGUUUCUCAAUCAGAAGUUAUUGUUGGUGAUUCAUUGCAAGACUUUGAAUCUCCAACAGACAUUAAAUCUCAAACUGCAACUGUGCAAACAUCUGAACUACCUGUGGCUCAGCAAACAGAGACAAUUUUCGAAGAUCAACUUGGUCCAUCGAUUACUAAGCCUGAUCUUAUUGAGCACAGAGCUGAAUUGACUACAAGUGAACAUUUAGCCGUUGAACAAAGUGAAGUUCAAACAUCAGAUACAAUUGAUCAACUGAAGAUACUCGAAGAAAUAAAAUCACAAGCAAAUGUUACGCUAGAGGAGCUUUCAAUUAUACAACAAUCGGAAAUUUCCACUCAAGAAUCCGUUUCAGAUCUCAAGGAAACCCCCGAAGUUGAGGGAAAGACUGCUGAAUUGAAAACAGAUGAACUUACAGCUGUUUCACAAUCUGAAAUCGUUCCAGGAGAUUCUCUCAAAGACUUUGAAGCUCCAUCAGAUGUUAAAUCUCAAAUUGCUUCAGUUGAUAUGACUAAUCUUCCUGUAGCUCAACAGACUGAAAUCAUUUCUGAAGAUCAACUUGGUCCUGAAUUUAAACAACCAGAUAUUGUUGAUCAGAGAGCUGAUCUAACAACAGAUGAACUAAGAGCUGUUGUACAGAGUGAAGUUGAAACUUCCGAUAAUGUAGAUAUUUUGAAAAUUCCCGAAGAAAUAAAAGAAUCUCAAGCAAAUAUUGGCUUAGAAGAACUCUCAAUUAUAUCUCAAAUGCAAAUAUCCCCUGAAGAAUCUAUUGGUGAUUUGAAAAAGACCCCCGAAGUUGAAGAAAAAACAGCUCAAAUAACUACAGAUGAACUUACAGCUGUAUCGCAAUUAGAGGUUGUAUCAACGGACACUGUUGGUGAUUUUGAAGCUCUAACAGAUACAAAAUCUCAUCAAGCUACAAUUGAAACAAGUGAUCUUCCUGUAGCUGAACAAUUUGAAACUGUUGCAGAAGAUCAAUUAGCUCCAUCUGAGUACUCACUGAAUAUUAUUGAUCAGAAAGCCGAAUUAACUGCAACAGAAUACUCACCACUUAUGCAGACUGAAGUCCUCGUUUCUCAAACUGUUGAUGAGUUGAAGAGACCCGAGGAGGUGAAGAAUGCGCAGGCAAAUGUGGAUGUAGAAGAUUUCCCAGUUGUUUCACAAAUGCAAAUUUCCUCCGAAGAAUCCCUGUCUGAGCUAAAGAAAGCUCCAGAUGCUGAAGGUAAGACAGCUCAGCUAACAACUGAUGAAUUGGCAGCUGUGUUGCAAUCGGAAAUUAUUGUUGGAGACACAACGAAAGACUUUGAAGCUCCAUCCGAUGAUAAGAGACAAACUGCAACAGUUGAAACAUCUGAACUUCCUGUUGCUCAGCAAACUGAGACGAUGCCUGAAGAUUAUCUGGGUCCUUCUGUUGCAAAGCCUGAUGUUGUUGAUCAUACAGCUAACGUUGCGACAACUGAGCACGCAGCAGUUCAGCAGAGUGAAGUUGAAGUCGAUGAUACGUACAUUCCAUUCAGUAGAAUGCCUGAAAUUAAAGAAUCCUACAUUAGCGUUAGCAUCGAUGAAUUCCAAGCUGUGUCGCAAUUUAAGGUUGACGAAGAGAACUACGUGUCAGACUUGGUUAGUGCAGACGUUCCUUCGGAGACUUUUGCAAAAAUAUCUCCAAUUGAGCAUGUUUCAGUGGAGCAAAUGGAUGUUAGUGCCGAGGAAGACGUUAGAGAUUUGAAAAUUGAGGAUUUGAAGAAGGUAUCAAAGAUUGGCUUAGCUGACACUGAGGCAGCAUUGCCGGUACAAAUGGAUGUUGUUGUGCAGGAGACAGCAAAGACAUUUGAUGGUACAUUCGUACCAGAUGGCCAUACAGCAAAAGAAAUCUUAGAUGGUUCCACUGUGGCUGAACAAAUGGAGGUACAGCCUGAUGAGUACGUUACAUUUGAAUCAAAGAUCGUUGAUGCGAUUGCUCAGAAACCCAAACAGAGUAUUGAAUCAGCUGGAAAAGUCCCCGAAUCGCAUGAAGUCAUUGCAAAUGAAUUGGAAGAAGAACUAAAAUUGUCGCUUUUAACAGAAAAGGCAUCACAUUCAGUUCAAGAACAAUUCGCAUCCCCCAAGAUAACCGAACUGGAAUCCCUCAUCAAGCACACAGACGACGUGACCCACAAGGUUGCGGAGGACACUAUUACAACAGAGGUCGAAGAACACGAAGAGAUUACAACGAUUGAAAGUCAACGCAUAGAACAUCCAAAAGAUCAGACAGAAGAUAUGCCAGAAGUCAACCAGGAAAAACAACCAGAAGCACAAGGAAAGAAAACACCAAAGAAACGGAGGAAGACUAUAGAACAAACAGUUGAACAACACGAACCAGAUGACACACAAGACAAACCAAAAGAAAUUGAAACCACAGAAAUUAUAGAAGAAACUGUAAUAGAAACAGACAAAGAGGGCUCAAGGAGGAAAAAGAAGAUAAUUAAGAAAACAAAGAAAGGUGGAAUAGUCGAAAUUACAGAAAAGAUCUCAGAAGAAUUCCCUCAGAUUGAAGACGUAACAGAAGAAGCACCCACUGAAGAAACUGUGAAAAUUGAAACCACAGAAGAAAUUGUUGAAGACGUUGAUCAGCCAGGUAUCAAGAAGAAGAAGAAGAUCAUCAAAAAGACAAAGAAGGGUGGCGUCAUAGAAGUAACGGAAGAUAUUUCUGAAGAAUUCCCGCAAAUUCAAGAAGUUAUCGAAGAAACACCUGAAGAGACAAUUAAAGUUGAAACCACUGAAGAAAUUGUUGAAGAUGUUGAACAGCCAGGUCUCAAGAAAAAGAAGAAGAUCAUUAAGAAAACAAAGAAGGGUGGAGUAGUCGAAAUUACAGAAAAGAUCUCAGAAGAAUUCCCUCAGAUUGAAGACGUAACAGAAGAAGCACCCACUGAAGAAACUGUGAAAAUUGAAACCACAGAAGAAAUUGUUGAAGACGUUGAUCAGCCAGGUAUCAAGAAGAAGAAGAAGAUCAUCAAAAAGACAAAGAAGGGUGGCGUCAUAGAAGUAACGGAAGAUAUUUCUGAAGAAUUCCCGCAAAUUCAAGAAGUUAUCGAAGAAACACCUGAAGAGACAAUUAAAGUUGAAACCACUGAAGAAAUUGUUGAAGAUGUUGAACAGCCAGGUCUCAAGAAAAAGAAGAAGAUCAUUAAGAAGACAAAGAAGGGUGGAGUAGUCGAAAUUACAGAAAAGAUCUCAGAAGAAUUCCCUCAGAUUGAAGACGUAACAGAAGAAGCACCCACUGAAGAAACUGUGAAAAUUGAAACCACAGAAGAAAUUGUUGAAGACGUUGAUCAGCCAGGUAUCAAGAAGAAGAAGAAGAUCAUCAAAAAGACAAAGAAGGGUGGCGUCAUAGAAGUAACGGAAGAUAUUUCUGAAGAAUUCCCGCAAAUUCAAGAAGUUAUCGAAGAAACACCUGAAGAGACAAUUAAAGUUGAAACCACUGAAGAAAUUGUUGAAGAUGUUGAACAGCCAGGUCUCAAGAAAAAGAAGAAGAUCAUUAAGAAAACAAAGAAGGGUGGAGUAGUCGAAAUUACAGAAAAGAUCUCAGAAGAAUUCCCUCAGAUUGAAGACGUAACAGAAGAAGCACCCACUGAAGAUACUGUGAAAAUUGAAACCACAGAAGAAAUUGUUGAAGACGUUGAUCAGCCAGGUAUCAAGAAGAAGAAGAAGAUCAUCAAAAAGACAAAGAAGGGUGGCGUCAUAGAAGUAACGGAAGAUAUUUCUGAAGAAUUCCCGCAAAUUCAAGAAGUUAUCGAAGAAACACCUGAAGAGACAAUUAAAGUUGAAACCACUGAAGAAAUUGUUGAAGAUGUUGAACAGCCAGGUCUCAAGAAAAAGAAGAAGAUCAUUAAGAAAACAAAGAAGGGUGGAGUAGUCGAAAUUACAGAAAAGAUCUCAGAAGAAUUCCCUCAGAUUGAAGACGUAACAGAAGAAGCACCCACUGAAGAAACUGUGAAAAUUGAAACCACAGAAGAAAUUGUUGAAGACGUUGAUCAGCCAGGUAUCAAGAAGAAGAAGAAGAUCAUCAAAAAGACAAAGAAGGGUGGCGUCAUAGAAGUAACGGAAGAUAUUUCUGAAGAAUUCCCGCAAAUUCAAGAAGUUAUCGAAGAAACACCUGAAGAGACAAUUAAAGUUGAAACCACUGAAGAAAUUGUUGAAGAUGUUGAACAGCCAGGUCUCAAGAAAAAGAAGAAGAUCAUUAAGAAAACAAAGAAGGGUGGAGUAGUCGAAAUUACAGAAAAGAUCUCAGAAGAAUUCCCUCAGAUUGAAGACGUAACAGAAGAAGCACCCACUGAAGAAACUGUGAAAAUUGAAACCACAGAAGAAAUUGUUGAAGACGUUGAUCAGCCAGGUAUCAAGAAGAAGAAGAAGAUCAUCAAAAAGUCAAAGAAGGGUGGCGUCAUAGAAGUAACGGAAGAUAUUUCUGAAGAAUUCCCGCAAAUUCAAGAAGUUAUCGAAGAAACACCUGAAGAGACAAUUAAAGUUGAAACCACUGAAGAAAUUGUUGAAGAUGUUGAACAGCCAGGUCUCAAGAAAAAGAAGAAGAUCAUUAAGAAGACAAAGAAGGGUGGAGUAGUCGAAAUUACAGAAAAGAUCUCAGAAGAAUUCCCUCAGAUUGAAGAUGUAACAGAAGAAGCACCCACUGAAGAAACUGUGAAAAUUGAAACCACAGAAGAAAUUGUUGAAGACGUUGAUCAGCCAGGUAUCAAGAAGAAGAAGAAGAUCAUCAAAAAGACAAAGAAGGGUGGCGUCAUAGAAGUAACGGAAGAUAUUUCUGAAGAAUUCCCGCAAAUUCAAGAAGUUAUCGAAGAAACACCUGAAGAGACAAUUAAAGUUGAAACCACUGAAGAAAUUGUUGAAGAUGUUGAACAGCCAGGUCUCAAGAAAAAGAAGAAGAUCAUUAAGAAAACAAAGAAGGGUGGAGUAGUCGAAAUUACAGAAAAGAUCUCAGAAGAAUUCCCUCAGAUUGAAGACGUAACAGAAGAAGCACCCACUGAAGAAACUGUGAAAAUUGAAACCACAGAAGAAAUUGUUGAAGACGUUGAUCAGCCAGGUAUCAAGAAGAAGAAGAAGAUCAUCAAAAAGACAAAGAAGGGUGGCGUCAUAGAAGUAACGGAAGAUAUUUCUGAAGAAUUCCCGCAAAUUCAAGAAGUUAUCGAAGAAACACCUGAAGAGACAAUUAAAGUUGAAACCACUGAAGAAAUUGUUGAAGAUGUUGAACAGCCAGGUCUCAAGAAAAAGAAGAAGAUCAUUAAGAAGACAAAGAAGGGUGGAGUAGUCGAAAUUACAGAAAAGAUCUCAGAAGAAUUCCCUCAGAUUGAAGAUGUAACAGAAGAAGCACCCACUGAAGAAACUGUGAAAAUUGAAACCACAGAAGAAAUUGUUGAAGACGUUGAUCAGCCAGGUAUCAAGAAGAAGAAGAAGAUCAUCAAAAAGACAAAGAAGGGUGGCGUCAUAGAAGUAACGGAAGAUAUUUCUGAAGAAUUCCCGCAAAUUCAAGAAGUUAUCGAAGAAACACCUGAAGAGACAAUUAAAGUUGAAACCACUGAAGAAAUUGUUGAAGAUGUUGAACAGCCAGGUCUCAAGAAAAAGAAGAAGAUCAUUAAGAAAACAAAGAAGGGUGGAGUAGUCGAAAUUACAGAAAAGAUCUCAGAAGAAUUCCCUCAGAUUGAAGACGUAACAGAAGAAGCACCCACUGAAGAAACUGUGAAAAUUGAAACCACAGAAGAAAUUGUUGAAGACGUUGAUCAGCCAGGUAUCAAGAAGAAGAAGAAGAUCAUCAAAAAGACAAAGAAGGGUGGCGUCAUAGAAGUAACGGAAGAUAUUUCUGAAGAAUUCCCGCAAAUUCAAGAAGUUAUCGAAGAAACACCUGAAGAGACAAUUAAAGUUGAAACCACUGAAGUAAUUGUUGAAGAUGUUGAACAGCCAGGUCUCAAGAAAAAGAAGAAGAUCAUUAAGAAAACAAAGAAGGGUGGAGUAGUCGAAAUUACAGAAAAGAUCUCAGAAGAAUUCCCUCAGAUUGAAGACGUAACAGAAGAAGCACCCACUGAAGAAACUGUGAAAAUUGAAACCACAGAAGAAAUUGUUGAAGACGUUGAUCAGCCAGGUAUCAAGAAGAAGAAGAAGAUCAUCAAAAAGACAAAGAAGGGUGGCGUCAUAGAAGUAACGGAAGAUAUUUCUGAAGAAUUCCCGCAAAUUCAAGAAGUUAUCGAAGAAACACCUGAAGAGACAAUUAAAGUUGAAACCACUGAAGAAAUUGUUGAAGAUGUUGAACAGCCAGGUCUCAAGAAAAAGAAGAAGAUCAUUAAGAAAACAAAGAAGGGUGGAGUAGUCGAAAUUACAGAAAAGAUCUCAGAAGAAUUCCCUCAGAUUGAAGACGUAACAGAAGAAGCACCCACUGAAGAAACUGUGAAAAUUGAAACCACAGAAGAAAUUGUUGAAGACGUUGAUCAGCCAGGUAUCAAGAAGAAGAAGAAGAUCAUCAAAAAGACAAAGAAGGGUGGCGUCAUAGAAGUAACGGAAGAUAUUUCUGAAGAAUUCCCGCAAAUUCAAGAAGUUAUCGAAGAAACACCUGAAGAGACAAUUAAAGUUGAAACCACUGAAGUAAUUGUUGAAGAUGUUGAACAGCCAGGUCUCAAGAAAAAGAAGAAGAUCAUUAAGAAAACAAAGAAGGGUGGAGUAGUCGAAAUUACAGAAAAGAUCUCAGAAGAAUUCCCUCAGAUUGAAGACGUAACAGAAGAAGCACCCACUGAAGAAACUGUGAAAAUUGAAACCACAGAAGAAAUUGUUGAAGACGUUGAUCAGCCAGGUAUCAAGAAGAAGAAGAAGAUCAUCAAAAAGACAAAGAAGGGUGGCGUCAUAGAAGUAACGGAAGAUAUUUCUGAAGAAUUCCCGCAAAUUCAAGAAGUUAUCGAAGAAACACCUGAAGAGACAAUUAAAGUUGAAACCACUGAAGUAAUUGUUGAAGAUGUUGAACAGCCAGGUCUCAAGAAAAAGAAGAAGAUCAUUAAGAAGACAAAGAAGGGUGGAGUAGUCGAAAUUACAGAAAAGAUCUCAGAAGAAUUCCCUCAGAUUGAAGAUGUAACAGAAGAAGCACCCACUGAAGAAACUGUGAAAAUUGAAACCACAGAAGAAAUUGUUGAAGACGUUGAUCAGCCAGGUAUCAAGAAGAAGAAGAAGAUCAUCAAAAAGACAAAGAAGGGUGGCGUCAUAGAAGUAACGGAAGAUAUUUCUGAAGAAUUCCCGCAAAUUCAAGAAGUUAUCGAAGAAACACCUGAAGAGACAAUUAAAGUUGAAACCACUGAAGAAAUUGUUGAAGAUGUUGAACAGCCAGGUCUCAAGAAAAAGAAAAAGAUCAUUAAGAAAACAAAGAAGGGUGGAGUAAUCGAAAUUACAGAAAAGAUCUCAGAAGAAUUCCCUCAGAUUGAAGACGUAACAGAAGAAGCACCCACUGAAGAAACUGUGAAAAUUGAAACCACAGAAGAAAUUGUUGAAGACGUUGAUCAGCCAGGUAUCAAGAAGAAGAAGAAGAUCAUCAAAAAGACAAAGAAGGGUGGCGUCAUAGAAGUAACGGAAGAUAUUUCUGAAGAAUUCCCGCAAAUUCAAGAAGUUAUCGAAGAAACACCUGAAGAGACAAUUAAAGUUGAAACCACUGAAGAAAUUGUUGAAGAUGUUGAACAGCCAGGUCUCAAGAAAAAGAAGAAGAUCAUUAAGAAAACAAAGAAGGGUGGAGUAGUCGAAAUUACAGAAAAGAUCUCAGAAGAAUUCCCUCAGAUUGGAGAUGUAACAGAAGAAGCACCCACUGAAGAAACUGUGAAAAUUGAAACCACAGAAGAAAUUGUCGAAGAUGUUGAACAACCAGGCAUUAAAAAGAAAAAGAAAAUCAUCAAGAAGACAAAGAAGGGUGGCGUUGUAGAAGUCACAGAAUCUGUAACUGAUGUUAGAUCUGACAAAGAGGAAAUUCCAGAGCUUUUCGUACCUAUGUUAGCAAAACCGAGUGAGGAUGAAGUUGUCGUUAUUGAGAAAAUGAUUGAAUUAGAAUUGCUUAAGAAAGCUCUAAAGCCUGAAGAUGAGACACAAGAAGACACCAAAGAUAAACCAAAGAAAAAGAAGGUUGUUAAAAAGAUUGUGAAGAAGGAACAAACUCCGGAAGAAACAUCUGAAACACCUAAAACCAGUGAUAUUUCAAAAGAAGAAGAAAUUCCAGAAGAUGAAGAAGUUCCCCAAAUAUCGGAAGUCAGUCCCAAAGAAACUCCAGAAGAAACAGAAAAGCCAAAGAAAAAGAAGAAAGUAAUAAAGAAAACUCCUCAGGAGGAUAAACAAGUUGAAGAGAAACCUGUUGAAGAAACUGAGAUUUUGGAAGAGACUCAACCUGAAUUGGAGGAGCAACCAGAAGAUGUUGAAGGUGAAGUACCAGAAGAAGGGCCAAAAGAUGUAGGCAAGAAACCAAAGAAAAAGAAGGUGGUGAAGAAAACAAAGAAAGAUGAUGAAAUGGACCUCAUUCAACAGAUGAUUGAAGCAGAAAUUCCAAAAACAGAACUCGAGACGUACGAAAAGUUCGAGGAUGAGCAGAAAGAAGAUCAGAUACCCCAAGUUGAGGAAAAAGGAAAGCCCAAACCAAUGAAGAUCGAGAGAAAAGAAAUGAAACCUAAAAAAGCAGAAAUUGUCGAUGUUGCAGAUCUUCCUCAGAAACUUAAACUCAAAAAGCCUAAGAUAAUUGAAAAGAAAACCGAUGAAGAAGUCAGUUUUCUUAAAACCAAAUUGAAGAGUAAAAUUACUCAUAUUGAAUAUCCCCCAGAAAUAUCUAAAAUAGUAAUAUUCGACAUGAAUACUAUUCGCGAUGUUGGGAUUCUUUCACGAAAUAUGGAAGAAGCUGAGAAGUUGCCAAAGAAGAAGAAAAUCAAGAAGUUCAAGCUCCCAGAAGAGCCAAAAGAUGAUUUGGAGAGAUCUCAGUUAGAGAAAUAUGAAAAAUACGAAAGUAGCUCUGAUGAAGCUCCAGAGACUGAAGGCUAUAAAAGACCAAAGAAAGAAAAGAAGGAAGAAACUCCUGAAGAAAAAACACUCAAACUGGGUAAAGGCAAAAAGAAGCCUCAAGAGGAAGAAAUUCCUGAAGAAGUGAAGCUCAAAGGAAUUCCCGAAAAGAAACCAACUGAAGAAGUUGAAGAAGAAAAGAAACCCAAAAAGAAGGAGCCUAAGGAAGAGAAGCCUUCAAAGAAAAAGAAACCAAAAGAUGAUUCUAAAUUACCAGCUCCUCUUGAAUUUGAUUUUGAACCUACAGAAAUUCCGCCUUAUGAACCAGAAGAACCAGAACACGAAGAACACGUACCAGAAGAAACGCCCGAAGAGAAACCAAAGCACAAACGCAAGAAGAAAACUGAACCACAACCUGAAACUGUUGAAAUUCCACUCGUGAAGGGCAAACCAAAGAAACCCGAAGACAUUCCUGAAGAGGAGAUCAAACUCAGAGCAAAACAAGGCCCUAAACCGGAAGAAGAGCAACCUGAGAUUGCUCUGAAGCCAUUCAAGAAGCCACAACCUGACACAGAAACACAGAAAGAUGAACCAGACCGAGACAUGAAACUCAAACCAUACGAACCGUCGUCUCCUCAAAUAAGUGACGACGAGCGAGACGAUGCGCCAAAAACUAAGAAAAUCAAGCGCAAGAAGACACCGAAAACUAAAGAUUCUCCAGAAACUGCUCCAGAGAAAGAUGAAACUCCAAAACACGAAGACACUGAACAAAUUGAAUCCCCACACGAUGUUACACACGAACCGGUGUCGAACAUCGUUCAAGACACAUCAGCAGAAGAUCAGGAGAUUGUUCCUAAAACACUUACAAAACCAGAUUUAGAAGAAACUGAUGACACAAAAAUACUUGAAAAGACUAGUGAACCUACAGAAGAAACUCCGGAAGGUGAAAAGCCAAAGAAAAAGAAAAUAAUUAAGAAGGUCAAAAAGGGCGAAAAACCUGAAGAAGAAACAAUUGAAGCACCUCAAGUGACUGAAGAAGAAAUUCCGGAGGUACAGCCUGAGACUGAAGAAAUCCCGGAGGCUGUUGAAGAAGAAACUCCGGAAGGUGAAAAGCCAAAGAAAAAGAAAAUAAUUAAGAAGGUCAAAAAGGGCGAAAAACCUGAAGAAGAAACAAUUGAAGCACGUCAAGUGACUGAAGAAAAAAUUCCGGAGGUACAGCCUGAGACUGAAGUAAUUUCGGAGGCUGUUGAAGAAGAAACUCCGGAAGGUGAAAAGCCAAAGAAAAAGAAAUCUGUUAAAAAGACGAAAAUGCUUCAAGAAGAAGUAACUGAGGCACCAAAGGUCGAAGAAGAAGAAAUUCCUGAGGAGCAGCCUGAAGUUGAGGAAGCUCCGGAAGAAGAACAACCCACAGAAGAAAUUCCAGGAGAAAAGAAACUUAAGAAAAAGAAGGUUGUGAAGAAGCCCAAAAAGGAUGAUGAUUUGGAUCUCAUUCAACAAAUGAUUGAUGCCGAAAUUCCAAAGACGGAGCUUGAAACGUACGAAAAGUUUGAAGGUGAAGAUAAACCUAAAAAGAAGAAGGUCAAGAAGGAAGAACCAAAAUUGACCAAAGAAGAUGUUCCUGAAGAAGAACAACCACUUGAAGAAGCUCCAGAAGAGAAACCUCCUGAAGAGCUACCUGAAGAACAGCCAAAGAAAAAGAAAAUUGUUAAGAAAACAAAGAAAACAGAAAAAGAAAUAAUUGAAGCGCUUCAACCUGAAGAAGCUUCAGAAGAGCAACCACAGGUUGAGGAAGCACCAGAAGAAAUGCCUUCAGAAGAAGUUCCUCAAGAAGAAAAAAUAAAGAAAAAGAAAAUUGUUAAGAAAACAAAGAAGGAAGAAGAAAUAGUGGAGGCAACGAAAGUAGAAGAAGAGGAAAUUCAACCGGAAGUUGAAGAAGUAACAGAAGGUCCAGAAAAAGAAGAAAUUCCUCAAGAAGAGGCUCCUGAAGAUGAAAAACCAAAGAAGAAGAAAAUUGUUAAGAAGAUUAAGAAAACUGAAGAAGAAGUUAUUGAGGCUCCCAAAGUAGAAGAAGAGGAAAUUCCAGAAGAAAAGCCUGAGGUACAAGAAGUACCAGAAGAACAGGAAGAAGUUCCAGAAGAAGAAAUUGCUGGAGAAAAGAAAAAGAAAAAGAAGGUGGUGAAGAAGCCAAAGAAAGAUGAUGAAUUAGAUCUUAUUCAGCAAAUGAUUGAAGCUGAAAUUCCAAAGACAGAACUCGAGUCAUAUGAAAAGUUUGAGGAUGAAGAAAAACCGAAAAAGAAACCAAAAGAAGACAAGAAAGAAAAGCCCAAACCUAUGAAAAUCGAGCGUAUAGAACAGAAACCAACAAAGGUUGAUGUGGUUGAUGUGGCUGAUCUUCCUCAGAAAUUAAAACUCAAAAAGCCUAAACCAAUCGAGAGAACUAGCAUAGAUGAAAUCAGCUUCCCGAAAAAGAAGCUGAAGAGCAAAAUUACUCAUGUUGAAUAUCCCCCAGAGACAUUAAAAUUAGUCAUUUUCGACAUGAAUACAAUUCGUGAUGCUGGAAUUCUCUCUCGAAACGUUGAAGAGGCUGAGAAAUUGCCCAAGAAGAAGAAAAUCAAGAAGUUUAAACUUCCAGAAGAGCUCAAAGAAGAUCUAGAAAGACCUCAAUUAGAGAAAUAUGAAAAAUACGAAAGUAGCUCUGAUGAGGCACCUGAAACUGAAGGCUAUAAAAGACCAAAGAAAGAAAAGAAGGAAGAAACUCCUGAAGAAAAGACGUUGAAAUUAGGUAAAGGCAAAAAGAAGCCUCAAGAGGAAGAAACUUCCGAAGAAGUGAAGCUUAAAGCAAUUCCCGAAAAGAAACCAACUGAAGAAGUUGAAGAAGAAAAGAAACCCAAAAAGAAGGAGCCUCAAGAAGAGAAGCCUUCAAAGAAAAAGAAACCAAAGGAUGAUUCUAAAUUACCAGCUCCUCUUGAAUUUGAUUUUGAACCUUCAGAAAUUCCGCCUUAUGAACCAGAAGAACCAGAACACGAAGAACACGUACCAGAAGAAACGCCCGAAGAGAAACCAAAGCACAAACGCAAGAAGAAAACUGAACCUCAGCCUGAAACGGUUGAGAUUCCUCUGAAGAAAGGUAAACCAAAGAAACCAGAGGUAAUUCCGGAAGAAGAAGUAAAAUUGAGAGCAAAACAAGGCCCUAAACCGGAAGAAGAGCAACCUGAGAUUGCUCUGAAGCCAUUCAAGAAUCCACAACCUGACACAGAAACACAGAAAGAUGAACCAGACCGAGACAUGAAACUCAAACCAUACGAACCGUCGUCUCCUCAAAUAAGUGACGACGAGCGAGACGAUGCGCCAAAAACUAAGAAAAUCAAGCGCAAGAAGACACCGAAAACUAAAGAUUCUCCAGAAACUGCUCCAGAGAAAGAUGAAACUCCAAAACACGAAGACACUGAACAAAUUGAAUCUCCACACGACAAAACACAAGAAAUUGAACCAGACAAUGAAGUAAAGAAACCAGCAAUUGGCAUACAAGACACACCACAAAUCACAGACACACAAAUUGUUCCAAAACCCGAUCAAAGCUCUGAGGAAAAAAAUGAUCUACCAAAGGAAGAAGAAAUACCCAAUGAAGAAGCAAUGCCAAAGAAAAGAAAAAUCACAAAGAAACCGAAAAAAAUAGAAAAAACUGAAGGUGAAAUAAUUGAAACACCAGAAGUAACUGAAGAAGAAGUUCCAGAAAAACAAUUUGAGGUUGAACAAGUUCCAGAAGAAAAACAGCCGGUAGAAGAAACUCCCAAAGCAGAAAAACCAAAGAAAAAGAAAUUGGUUAAGGAAACGGAAGGAAAAAUAACAGAAGAAUCACAACCAGUUAAAGAGGAAAUACAGGAACAAGAAUCUGAGAUCGAAAACAUACUGGAACUUCCCGAAGAAAAGCCUGUUGAAGAAGAAACUCAAGAAAGUGAAAAGAAAAAGAAAACAAUUAAGAAGGUCAAAAAGGGUGAAAAACCUGAAGAAGAAACAAUUGAAGCACGUCAAGUGACUGAAGAAGAAAUUUCGGAGGUACAGCCUGAGACUGAAGAAAUCCCGGAGGCUGUUGAAGAAGAAACUCCGGAAGGUGAAAAGUCAAAGAAAAAGAAAUCUGUUAAAAAGACCAAGAAGGUGGAGGAAGUAACUGAGUCACCAAAGGUCGAAGAACAAGAAAUUCCUGAGGAGCAGCCUGAAGUUGAGGAAGCUCCGGAAGAAGAACAACCCACAGAAGAAAUUCCAGGAGAAAAGAAACUUAAGAAAAAGAAGGUUGUGAAGAAGCCCAAAAAGGAUGAUGAUUUGGAUCUCAUUCAACAAAUGAUUGAUGCUGAGAUUCCAAAGACGGAGCUUGAAACGUACGAAAAGUUUGAAGGUGAAGAUAAACCUAAAAAGAAGAAGGUCAAGAAGGAAGAACCAAAAUUGACCAAAGAAGAUGUUCCUGAAGAAGAACAACCACUUGAAGAAGCUCCAGAAGAGAAACCUUCUGAAGAGUUACCUGAAGAACAGCCAAAGAAAAAGAAAAUUGUUAAGAAAACAAAGAAAACAGAAGAAGAUAUAAUUGAAGCGCUUCAGCCUGAAGAAGCUUCAGAAGAGCAAACAAAGAUUGUGGAAGCACCUGAAGAAAUGCCUUCAGAAGAAGUUCCUCAAGAAGAAAAAAUAAAGAAAAAGAAAAUUGUUAAGAAAACAAAGAAGGAAGAAGAACCAGUAGAGGAACCGAAAGUAGAAGAAGAGGAAAUUCAACCGGAAGUUGAAGAAGUAACAGAAGGUCCAGAAAAAGAAGAAAUUCCUCAAGAAGAGGCUCCUGAAGAUGAAAAACCAAAGAAGAAGAAAAUUGUUAAGAAGAUUAAGAAAACUGAAGAAAAAGUUAUUGAGGCUCCCAAAGUAGAAGAAGAUGAAAUUCGAGAAGAAAAGCCUGAGGUACAAGAAGUACCAGAAGAACAGGAAGAAGUUCCAGAAGAAGAAAUUGCUGGAGAAAAGAAAAAGAAAAAGAAGGUGGUGAAGAAGCCAAAGAAAGAUGAUGAAUUAGAUCUUAUUCAGCAAAUGAUUGAAGCUGAAAUUCCAAAGACAGAACUCGAGUCAUAUGAAAAGUUUGAGGAUGAAGAAAAACCGAAAAAGAAACCAAAAGAAGACAAGAAAGAAAAGCCCAAACCUAUGAAAAUCGAGCGUAUAGAACAGAAACCAACAAAGGUUGAUGUGGUUGAUGUGGCUGAUCUUCCUCAGAAAUUAAAACUCAAAAAGCCUAAACCAAUCGAGAGAACUAGCAUAGAUGAAAUCAGCUUCCCGAAAAAGAAGCUGAAGAGCAAAAUUACUCAUGUUGAAUAUCCCCCAGAGACAUUAAAAUUAGUCAUUUUCGACAUGAAUACAAUUCGUGAUGCUGGAAUUCUCUCUCGAAACGUUGAAGAGGCUGAGAAAUUGCCCAAGAAGAAGAAAAUCAAGAAGUUUAAACUUCCAGAAGAGCUCAAAGAAGAUCUAGAAAGACCUCAAUUAGAGAAAUAUGAAAAAUACGAAAGUAGCUCUGAUGAGGCACCUGAAACUGAAGGCUAUAAAAGACCAAAGAAAGAAAAGAAGGAAGAAACUCCUGAAGAAAAGACGUUGAAAUUAGGUAAAGGCAAAAAGAAACCCCAGGAAGAAGAAGUACCUGAAGAAGUGAAGCUUAAAGCAAUUCCCGAAAAGAAACCAACUGAAGAAGUUGAAGAAGAAAAGAAACCCAAAAAGAAGGAGCCUCAAGAAGAGAAGCCUUCAAAGAAAAAGAAACCAAAGGAUGAUUCUAAAUUACCAACCUAUCUUGAAUUUGAUUUUGAACCUUCAGAAAUUCCGCCUUAUGAACCAGAAGAACCAGAACACGAAGAACACGUACCAGAAGAAACGCCCGAAGAGAAACCAAAGCACAAACGCAAGAAGAAAACUGAACCACAACCUGAAACUGUUGAAAUUCCACUCGUGAAGGGCAAACCAAAGAAACCCGAAGACAUUCCUGAAGAGGAGAUCAAACUCAGAGCAAAACAAGGCCCUAAACCGGAAGAAGAGCAACCUGAGAUUGCUCUGAAGCCAUUCAAGAAGCCACAACCUGACACAGAAACACAGAAAGAUGAACCAGACCGAGACAUGAAACUCAAACCAUACGAACCGUCGUCUCCUCAAAUAAGUGACGACGAGCGAGACGAUGCGCCAAAAACUAAGAAAAUCAAGCGCAAGAAGACACCGAAAACUAAAGAUUCUCCAGAAACUGCUCCAGAGAAAGAUGAAACUCCAAAACACGAAGACACUGAACAAAUUGAAUCUCCACCAUUUUACAAGGGCCUGCAAAAGCUUCUUUUUACAGGAAUCAAGUAUAAUUUUAAUACACUAGAUACUGUCAAAGAUACACCAGCAGAAGAUGUGCCUCAAACACUUUCACCACAAAUUACAGAAGACAUCGAGGAAAGUACUGAAGAUCAAAAAUCUGAGCCGGAAAACAAACAAGAAGACAUUUCAGAGGGAAAGCCAAGAAAAAAGAAAAUCACAAAGAAACCCAAACAAGGCGAUGAACCAACUGAUGUAACAAAACCAAUUGAAGAGGUAAUUCAAGAUGAAAAACCUGAGGUUGAAGAUGUUCCAGAAGAAGACCAACCUGUUGAGGAAACCACAGAAGAAGAAAAACCAAAGAAAAAGAAAGUAAUUAAGAAAACAAAGAAAACAGAGGAAGAAAUAACUGAAGCACCCCAAGUGAAUGAAGAAGAAAUUCCGGAGGUAAAGCCUGAGACUGAAGUAAUUUCGGAGGCUGUUGAAGAAGAAACUCCGGAAGGUGAAAAGCCAAAGAAAAAGAAAUCUGUUAAAAAGACGAAAAUGUUUCAAGAAGAAGUAACUGAGGCACCAAAGGUAGAAGAACAAGAAAUUCCUGAGGAGCAGCCUGAAGUUGAGGAAGCUCCGGAAGAAGAACAACCCACAGAAGAAAUUCCAGGAGAAAAGAAACUUAAGAAAAAGAAGGUUGUGAAGAAGCCUAAAAAGGAUGAUGAUUUGGAUCUCAUUCAACAAAUGAUUGAUGCCGAGAUUCCAAAGACGGAGCUUGAAACGUACGAAAAGUUUGAAGGUGAAGAUAAACCUAAAAAGAAGAAGGUCAAGAAGGAAGAACCAAAAUUGACCAAAGAUGUUCCUGAAGAGGAACAACCACUUGAAGAAGCUCCUGAAGAGAAACCUUCUGAAGAGAAACCUUCUGAAGAGAAACCUUCUGAAGAGCUACCUGAAGAACAGCCAAAGAAAAAGAAAAUUGUUAAGAAAACAAAGAAAACAGAAGAAGAAAUAGUUGAAGCGCCUCAGCCUGAAGAAGCUUCAGAAGGGCAACCACAGGUUGAGGAAGCACCAGAAGAAAUGCCUUCAGAAGAAGUUCCUCAAGAAGAAAAAAUAAAGAAAAAGAAAACAGUAAAGAAACCAAAGAAGGAAGAAGAAAUAGUGGUGGCAACGAAAGUAGAAGAAGAGGAAAUUCAACCGGAAGUUGAAGAAGUAACAGAAGGUCCAGAAAAAGAAGAAAUUCCUCAAGAAGAGGCUCCUGAAGAUGAAAAACCAAAGAAGAAGAAAAUUGUUAAGAAGAUUAAGAAAACUGAAGAAGUUAUUGAGGCUCCCAAAGUAGAAGAAGAUGAAAUUCGAGAAGAAAAGCCUGAGGUACAACAAGUACCAGAAGAACAGGAAGAAGUUCCAGAAGAAGAAAUUCCUGGAGAAAAGAAAAAGAAAAAGAAGGUGGUGAAGAAGCCAAAGAAAGAUGAUGAAUUGGAUCUUAUUCAGCAAAUGAUUGAAGCUGAAAUUCCAAAGACAGAACUCGAGUCAUAUGAAAAGUUUGAGGAUGAAGAAAAACCGAAAAAGAAACCAAAAGAAGACAAGAAAGAAAAGCCCAAACCUAUGAAAAUCGAGCGUAAAGAACAGAAACCAACAAAGGUUGAAGUCGUUGAUGUGGCUGAUCUUCCUCAGAAAUUAAAACUCAAAAAGCCUAAACCAAUCGAGAGAACUACCACAGAUGAAAUCAGCUUCCCGAAAAAGAAGCUGAAGAGCAAAAUUACUCAUGUUGAAUAUCCUCCAGAGACAUUAAAAUUAGUCAUUUUCGACAUGAAUACAAUUCGUGAUGCUGGAAUUCUCUCUCGAAACGUUGAAGAGGCUGAGAAAUUGCCCAAGAAGAAGAAAAUCAAGAAGUUUAAACUUCCAGAAGAGCUCAAAGAAGAUCUAGAAAGACCUCAAUUAGAGAAAUAUGAAAAAUACGAAAGUAGCUCUGAUGAAGCUCCAGAGACUGAAGGAUAUAAAAGACCAAAGAAAGAAAAGAAGGAAGAAACUCCUGAAGAAAAGACGCUGAAAUUAGGUAAAGGCAAAAAGAAGCCUCAAGAGGAAGAAACUCCCGAAGAAGUGAAGCUUAAAGCAAUUCCCGAAAAGAAACCAACUGAAGAAGUUGAAGAAGAAAAGAAACCCAAAAAGAAGGAGCCUCAAGAAGAGAAGCCUUCAAAGAAAAAGAAACCAAAGGAUGAUUCUAAAUUACCAGCUCCUCUUGAAUUUGAUUUUGAACCUUCAGAAAUUCCGCCUUAUGAACCAGAAGAACCAGAACACGAAGAACACGUACCAGAAGAAACGCCCGAAGAGAAACCAAAGCACAAACGCAAGAAGAAAACUGAACCACAACCUGAAACUGUUGAAAUUCCACUCGUGAAAGGCAAACCAAAGAAACCCGAAGACAUUCCUGAAGAGGAGAUCAAACUCAGAGCAAAACAAGGCCCUAAACCGGAAGAAGAGCAACCUGAGAUUGCUCUGAAGCCAUUCAAGAAGCCACAACCUGACACAGAAACACAGAAAGAUGAACCAGACCGAGACAUGAAACUCAAACCAUACGAACCGUCGUCUCCUCAAAUAAGUGACGACGAGCGAGACGAUGCGCCAAAAACUAAGAAAAUCAAGCGCAAGAAGACACCGAAAACUAAAGAUUCUCCAGAAACUGCUCCAGAGAAAGAUGAAACUCCAAAACACGAAGACACUGAACAAAUUGAAUCUCCACACGAAAAGAAACCAGAAAUAUUGCCUGAUACGGUCAAAGACACACCCGCACCACAAAUUACAGAAGACAUCGAGAAGGUUGCUGAGGAAGAAGCUCCAUUAGAAGGCGACAAGGAGGAUGUUCAAGAAGAGGAGAAACCAAAGAAAAGGAAAGUGUCGAAAAAGCCGAAGAAAGGCGAUGAACCAAAGGAAGAAAUUGUAGAACCUGAAGUGGCUGAGGAAGAAAAGCCGGAAAUUGAAGAGGUUCCAGAAGUACAACCUGUUCAAGAGGAAGCUCCCAUUGAGGAGAAACCAAAGAAGAAGGUUGUUAAGAAAGUGAAAAAAGAUGAAGAGAUAGUUGAAGUUCCUAAAUCAGUAGAAGAAGAGGGUAUUCCAGAAGAAAAGUCAGAAGUUGAAACAGUACCUGAAAUCCCUGAAGAAGAACAACCAGUAGAAGAGGAAGAAAAGCCAAAGAAAAAGAAAUCUGUUAAAAAGACGAAAACACUUCAAGAAGAAGUAACUGAGGCACCAAAGGUAGAAGAACAAGAAAUUCCUGAGGAGCAGCCUGAAGUUGAGGAAGCUCCGGAAGAAGAACAACCCACAGAAGAAAUUCCAGGAGAAAAGAAACUUAAGAAAAAGAAGGUUGUGAAGAAGCCCAAAAAGGAUGAUGAUUUGGAUCUCAUUCAACAAAUGAUUGAUGCCGAGAUUCCAAAGACGGAGCUUGAAACGUAUGAAAAGUUUGAAGGUGAAGAUAAACCAAAAAAGAAGAAGGUCAAGAAGGAAGAGCCAAAAUUGACCAAAGAAGAUGUUCCUGAAGAAGAACAACCACUUGAAGAAGCUCCAGAAGAGAAACCUUCUGAAAAGUUACCUGAAGAAUCAUCUGAAGAACAGACAAAGAAAAAGAAAAUUGUAAAGAAAAGAAAGAAAACAGAAGAAGAAAUAGUUGAAGCGCCUCAGACUGAAGAAGCUUCAGAAGAGCAAACAAAGAUUGAAGAAGCACCAGAAGUAAUGCCUUCAGAAGAAGCUCCUCAAGAAGAAAAAAUAAAGAAAAAGAAAAUAGUUAAAAAACCAAAGAAGGAAGAAGAAAUAGUGGAGGCACCGAAAGUAGAAGAAGAGGAAAUUCAACCAGAAGUUGAAGAAGUACCAGAAGGUCCAGAAAAAGAAGAAAUUCCUCAAGAAGAGGCUCCUGAAGAUGAAAAACCAAAGAAGAAGAAAAUUGUCAAGAAGAUUAAAAAAACUGAAGAAGAAGUUAUUGAGGCUCCCAAAGUAGAAGAAGAGGAAAUUCGAGAAAAAAAGCCUGAGGUACAAGAAGUACCAGAAGAACAGGAAGAAGUUCCAGAAGAAGAAAUUCCUGGAGAAAAGAAAAAGAAAAAGAAGGUGGUGAAGAAGCCAAAGAAAGACGAUGAAUUAGAUCUUAUUCAGCAAAUGAUUGAAGCUGAAAUUCCAAAGACAGAACUCGAGUCAUAUGAAAAGUUUGAGGAUGAAGAAAAACCAAAAAAGAAACCAAAAGAAGACAAGAAAGAAAAGCCCAAACCUAUGAAAAUUGAGCGCAAAGAACAGAAACCAACAAAGGUUGAAGUUGUUGAUGUGGCUGAUCUUCCUCAGAAACUCAAAUUAAAGAAACCAAAACCAAUUGAAAGAACGAGUACAGAUGAAAUCAGCUUCCCUAAAACCAAAUUGAAGAGUAAGAUCAAUCACGUUGAGUACCCUCCUGAAAGCACAAAAUUGGUGAUUGUUGAUCUUAAUAGCAUUCGUGAUGCAGGUAUUUUGUCACGAAAUGUUGAAGAGGCUGAGAAAUUGCCAAAGAAGAAGAAAAUCAAGAAGUUUAAACUUCCAGAAGAGCUCAAAGAAGAUCUCGAGAGGCCUCAAUUAGAGAAAUAUGAGAAAUAUGAAAGUAGCUCUGAUGAGGCGCCUGAAACUGAAGGCUACAGGAGGCCAAAGAAGGAAAAGAAAGAGGAAGAAACUCCUGAAGAUAAAACAUUAAAAAUAGGUAAAGGCAAAAAGAAACCCCAGGAAGAAGAAGUACCUGAAGAAGUGAAGCUUAAAGCAAUUCCCGAAAAGAAACCAACUGAAGAAGUUGAAGAAGAAAAGAAACCCAAAAAGAAGGAACCGGAAGAAGAGAAACCUUCAAAGAAAAAGAAACCAAAAGAUGAUUCUAAAUUACCAGCUCCUCUUGAAUUUGAUUUUGAACCUUCAGAAAUUCCGCCUUAUGAACCAGAAGAACCAGAACACGAAGAAUUCCCUAAGGAAGAAACUUCCGAAGAGAAACCCAAACAUAAGCGCCAAAAGAAACCCGAACCUCAGCCUGAAACGGUUGAGAUUCCUCUGAAGAAAGGUAAACCAAAAAAACCAGAGGAAAUUCCGGAAGAAGAAGUAAAAUUGAGAGCAAAACAAGGCCCUAAACCGGAAGAAGAGCAACCUGAGAUUGCUCUGAAGCCAUUCAAGAAACCACAACCUGACACAGAAACACAGAAAGAUGAACCAGACCGAGACAUGAAACUCAAACCAUACGAACCGUCGUCUCCUCAAAUAAGUGACGACGAGCGAGACGAUACGCCAAAAACUAAGAAAAUCAAGCGCAAGAAGACACCGAAAACUAAAGAUUCUCCAGAUGAAGAUGUGCCUACAGACAUUAAAGAUGAUACAGAAAAGACACCCGAUGAGCCUUCAAAAGAUAUAACUCCAAAACAAGAAACUAUAGAACACAAACCGGAAAUUCCAACACAAGAUGAGGCAAAACCAGAGGAAGAAACACCUGAAGAUGUGCCAGAAGAAGCAAUUCAACCUCUUGAAGAAGUUGCAGAGAAGCCCAAGAAAAAGAAAGUCAUCAAGAAACCCAAGGAUACUGAAGAGCUUCCAAAGGAAAUAGAGGAAAUUGAAAAACAACCCGAAGAAGAGAUUCCUCAGGAAGAAAAACAAUUUGAAGAAGUUCCAGAGGAAACGGAAGUACCUAAAAAGAAAAAGCCGACUAAAAAACCAAAAGAAGAGAAAAAGGAGGUAGAAGAGGAAGCUCCAAAACCAGUUGAAGAAAUUCCAGAAGAGAUACAAGAGGAAAUUAAACCUGAAUCAGUAAAAGAAGAAGAAAUUCCAGAGGUUGUUCCCGAAGAAACUACGGAGGAAGAAGGCAAAAAACCAAAGAAAAAGAAAGUUGUGAAAAAGCCAAAGAAAGACGAUGAUUUGGAUCUUAUACAACAAAUGAUUGAAGCUGAAAUUCCAAAGACUGAACUCGAGACGUACGAAAAGUUUGAAGAAGAAAAACCGAAAAAGAAACCAAAAGAAAAGGAAGAACCAGAAGAAAAGCCUAAGCCUAAACCAUUGAAGAUUGAGCGUAAAGAACAGAAACCAACAAAGGUUGAAGUGGUUGAUGUGGCUGAUCUUCCACAGAAACUUAAAUUGAAAAAGCCUAAACCAAUCGAGAGAACGAGUACAGACGAACUCAGCCUCCCGAAAACUAAACUGAAGAGUAAGAUCAAUCUUGUUGAAUAUCCUCCCGAGACUACAAAAUUGGUAAUUGUUGACUUAAACAGCAUUCGUGAUGCUGGAAUUCUCUCUCGAAAUGUUGAGGAGGCUGAUAAACUUCCUAAGAAAACAAAGGUUAAAAAGAUUAAACUUCCUAAAGUGCCUAAAGAUGAUUUAGAGAGGCCUCAGUUGGAGAAAUAUGAGAAAUACGAAAGUAGCUCUGAUGAAGCUCCAGAGACUGAAGGCUACAGGAGGCCAAAGAAAGAAAAGAAAGAAGAAGAAAUUCCUGAGGAAAAAAUACUCAAACUCGGUAAGGGCAAAAAGAAGCCAGAAGAGGAAGAAAUUCCUGAAGAGGUGAAGCUUAAAGCAAUUCCAGAAAAGAAACCAACUGAAGAAGUUGAAGAAGAAAAGAAACCCAAAAAGAAGGAACCGGAAGAAGAGAAACCUUCAAAGGAAAAGAAACCAAAAGAUGAUUCUAAGUUACCAGCUCCUCUUGAAUUUGAUUUUGAACCUUCAGAAAUUCCGCCCUAUGAACCAGAACAACCAGAACACGAAGAAUACUUUAAGGAAGAAAUUUCAGAAGAAAAACCCAAACAUAAGCGCCAAAAGAAACCCGAACCUCAGCCUGAAACGGUUGAGAUUCCUCUGAAGAAAGGUAAACCAAAGAAACCAGAGGAAAUUCCGGAAGAAGAAGUAAAAUUGAGAGCAAAACAAGGCCCCAAACCGGAAGAAGAGCAACCUGAGAUUGCUCUGAAGCCAUUCAAGAAGCCACAACCUGACACAGAAACACAGAAAGAUGAACCAGACCGAGACAUGAAACUCAAACCAUACGAACCGUCGUCUCCUCAAAUCAGUGACGACGAGAGAGACGAUGAGAAAACAAAGAAAAUAAAACGUAAAAAGGUUCCCAAGGACAAAGAGUCUCCAGCAAUUUUGGACAAGCCUGAUGAGACUAAAGUCCCUGAAGAAGAAUCCAUUGUUCCCAAAGAACCUGAGAGAGAUGUCCCAGAAGAUAUUAUUGAAGACAAACCCGUGGAGGAAGCAAAACCAACUGCUCCACAUUUUGAACCUGCUGUAAUUUCGGAAGAGAAACCUGAGGAGGAAGCACCAGAAAUUCCUGAGGAAGGAAAGCCAAAACCAAAGGAAGCUCCGAAAAAGAAGAAGGUCGUUAAAAAGCCAAAGAAGGAUGAUGAAUUGGAUCUUAUCCAACAAAUGAUUGAAGCUGAGAUUCCAAAAACAGAACUCGAGUCAUAUGAAAAGUUUGAGGAUGAAGAAAAACCAAAGAAGAAACCAAAAGAAAAGGAUGAACCGGAGGAAAAGCCUAAACCUAAACCUUUGAAGAUUGAGCGUAAAGAACAGAAACCAACAAAGGUUGAAGUGGUUGAUGUGGCUGAUCUUCCUCAAAAACUCAAACUAAAGAAACCUAAGCCAAUUGAAAGAACGAGUACAGAUGAAAUCAGCUUCCCUAAAACUAAACUGAAGAGUAAGAUCAAUCACGUUGAAUAUCCUCCCGAGAGUACAAAAUUGGUAAUUGUUGACUUGAACAGCAUUCGUGAUGCAGGUAUUUUGUCACGAAAUGUUGAAGAGGCUGAGAAAUUGCCCAAGAAGAAGAAAAUCAAGAAGUUUAAACUUCCAGAAGAGCUCAAAGAAGAUCUCGAGAGGCCUCAAUUGGAGAAAUAUGAAAAAUACGAAAGCAGCUCUGAUGAAGCUCCAGAGCCAGAGGGUUACAAGAGACCAGAGAAAGUCAAGAAAGAGGAAACUCCUGAACCAAAAACACUGAAGCUCGGAAAGGGCAAAAAGAAGCCUCAGGAGGAAGAAGUUCCUGAAGAAGUGAAGCUUAAAGCAAUUCCCGAAAAGAAACCAACUGAAGAAGUUGAAGAAGAAAAUAAACCCAAAAAGAAGGAACCCGAAGAAGAGAAACCAACAAAGAAAAGGCCAAAAGAAGAUAUAACUGUACCAUCUCCUUUAGAAUUCGAUUUUGAGCCAUCGGAAGUUCCCCCAUAUGAACCAGAGGUGCCAGAACACGAAGAGCCUAUCCCUGAAGAAGUUCAGGAGGAAAAGCCAAAAUACAAACGCAAGAAGAAGCCUGAACCUCAACCAGAAACAAUUCAAAUUCCACUGGAGAAGGGAAAACCAAAAGAACCCGAAGAAGUUCCAGAGGAAGAUGUUAAAUUCAGAAUUCCAGAGGCACCUCCGAAACCAGAAGAAGAACCCGAACAAGUUGUUCUUAAACCCUUCAAGAAACCUGCUGAUGAACCUGAAGAAGUUGUGGCCGAAGUGAAACUUAAAGAAGAACCAAAGCCAGAACCUGAGGAAGUUGCGGUUAAAAUUAAAAAGAAGAAACCAAAGAAACCCGCGGAGGAAGUCGAAGAGGCUGUUUUGAAAAUUAAAAAGCCCGAAGAAGUUGUGGAAGAUGUGAUUAUUAAGAAACCAACUAAAGAAGACACCGAAGAGGUUGUUGCUGAGAUAACAUUGAAAGAAGCUCCUAAACAAGAACCAGAGGAUGUAGCUGAAGCAAUCACAAUUAAAAAGAAGAAACCUAAGAAACCAACUGAAGAAGCUGAAGAGGUUGUUCUUAAGAUUGAAAAACCCGAAGAAGUUGUCGAAGACGUCGUAAUUAGGAAGCCAGUGAAGGAAGAAGUUGAGGAAGUUGUGGCUGAAAUAAAAUUAAAAGAAGAACCAAAGCCAGAACCCGAAGAAGUUGCUGUUAAGAUUAAGAAGAAGAAGCCAAAGAAACCAACUGAAGAAGUUGAAGAGGCAGUUCUUAAGAUUGAGAAACCUGAAGAGGUGAUUGAAGAUUUUGUCAUUGUAAAACCAACAAAAGAAGAAACUGAAGAAGUUGUGGCUGAAAUUAAGCUGAAAGAAGAACCAAAACCAGAACCUGAAGAAGUAGCGGAGGCAAUUAAAAUUAAAAAGAAGAAGCCUAAGAAGCCAACUGAGGAAACUGAAGAAGUUGUUCUCAAGAUUCAGAAACCGGAAGAAGUUGUUGAAGAAGUUGUGAUUAAGAAGGCUCCGAAAGAAGAAAUAGAGGAAGUUGUAGCUGAAAUAAAAUUGAAGGAAGAACCCAAACCAGAACCUGAGGAGGUGGCUGUGAAGAUCAAGAAGAAGAAGCCAAAGAAACCCACAGAAGAGGUGGAAGAAGCCGUUCUUAAGAUUCAAAAACCAGAAGAGGUUGAGGAGGUGACAAUUGUAAAACCAACUAAAGAAGAAACGGAAGAAGUUGUUGCUGAAUUUAAAUUGAAAGAAGAACCAAAACCGGAACCCGAAGAAGUUGCUGAGGCUGUUAAAAUUAAGAAGAAGAAACCUAAGAAGCUAACAGAAGAGACAGAGGAGGCAUUUUUGAAGAUUGAGAAACCAGAAGAAGUCGUUGAAGAUGUGAUUAUUCGAAAACCAACAAAAGAAGAGGAGGAAGAGGUUGUAGCUGAAGUAACGUUGAAAAAGCAACCAAAACCAGAACCUGAAGAUGUAGAUGUGAAGAUUAAGAAGAAGAAAUCAAAGAAACCAACUGAGGAGACGGCUGAAGUUGUAUUCAAGCUCAAGAAGCCAGAAGUUGUGGAAGAUGUGGUGAUUAUGAGGCCAACUGAGGAAGAAGAGGUUGUUGCUGAAUUCCGACUGAAGAAGGAACCCGAAGCUGAACCAGAAGAUGUCUCCGAAGAAAUUAAGAUCAAGAAGAAGAAACCAAAGAAGCGAACUGAAGAGACGGAAGAAGGUUUCUUAGUCGUGCAAGUUCCCGAAGAGUACGAAGAUGAUGGUUCUGAGCACAUUUCUGAAGAAAUCUUUGAUGAAUUUGUAAUUGUUAAGAAGAAACCUCCAAGACCUAUUCCGGUAAUUGAAGAAUUCACCGAUGAUUACACUGUGAAGAAGCUGCGAACGGUUAGGAAGCCCUCUAGGCCAGAUAUACCUGAAGUCACGGACGUUGAGAAUGUUACAUUCCGACCAAAACGUACAACAACAAAGGAGGAUAUUGAGCAGGAAUUCAACAUUCAGCUGGAUUCGUAUGCAGAGGAAGAAAUCUCAAUGUCGGGCAAGGUGAAGCUGAAGAAGACAAAGCCACUCACGUACUCGGAAGAAGCAGGUGAAGCAUCAAUUAAGCUGGUUCAAACAUUCGAUGAUGAUGGCCCAAUUAUUGAGGAAAUUAUCGACGAUGGAAGUGAACCAGAGGACACAAUGUACGACAUUGAUGAGCCUGAUGAGUUCUCCGAUAGCAUCUUCCUCGAAGAAGAACCGGACAGUGUAAGUUUCAAGCUGAAGGGAAAACAACCGAAAUUCGUUAAGCCUGAAUAUCGCAUUGAGGAUCUUGAGGAAGAUAUUUCAUUGGAGUUAUCGUACAAGAAGAAGGAGAGGAUCAGCUACGAAGAAGAUUCCUUGACGCUCAAACAGAAGCGCAAACCUCUCCAAACAUUCCUUGAAGAAAAUGCCUCCCUUCAAAUCACAAAAGAGUACGAAGUUGAAGCUCUAACCGAUGAGGAAGUUAUGUAUUCCAUCUGCACGUAUGUGGCUGAAAAUGAAGAAGCUCUAAACCUCGUUGAAGGAGAGAAGGUUUACGUUAUUGAACAACAAAAUGCCGACUGGUGGUUCGUGAGGAAGUACUUAACGGAUGACAAGGGCUGGGUUCCAGCUCAGUGCUUGAUGGAUGAAGUUUCCUACACGCACUACGUCCAGAAGAAGCUCAAUGAAAAGAUUGAUAAACUUCCAGUCUUUGAACGACCAGGACCAGCGGAGAAAACUCUAGCCCCGAAAUUCAUUGAGAAGCUACAACCACAGCACGUUCCUGAUGGGUACACUGUGCAGUUUGAGUGCAAGGUUGAGGGUCUCCCAAGGCCCCAGAUAACCUGGUUCCGUCAGACGGCUAUCAUCAAACCCUCAGAAGACUUCCAAAUCUACUACGAUGAUGACAAUGUAGCAACAUUGAUUAUCCGAGAAGUUUUCCCCGAAGAUGCAGGAACCUUCACGUGUGUAGCAAAGAAUGCUGCAGGUUUCGCCUCAAACAGUACGGAAUUGCUCGUUGAAGCUCCCCUCUCUGAUCAUGGAUCUGACGCAACAGGCCUAUCGCGGAAAUCUAUGUCUAGAGAAUCCUCCUUGGCGGAUAUCUUGGAGGGUAUCCCACCGACAUUCUCACGCAGACCUCGAGCACAGUACGUCGAUGAAGGUUCCAACGUUCUCCUUGAAUGUCGCCUUGUUGCCAUCCCUGAGCCAGACGUCUACUGGACGUUCAACGGUGAAGAAAUCACAACCAAAGACAACGUGAAGAUUGUCACAGAGUCCGAUAUGCACAUGUACUGCAGCGUUCUGUCCAUCAACAAGGUGAACAAGAAGCAGGAAGGUGUGUACGAGGUUGUUGCAACGAAUCGUGAAGGUGAAGCCAAAUUGCCGAUUAUUCUCAAGGUGAAAACCGGCGAUAAGGAACCACCGCAAAUUCUUGAACCUCUUAAGAAUAUGAUUAUCCGCGAAGGGGAGAGUGUUAUCCUGAGCACGCACAUCAUUGGCAAUCCAACGCCGAAGAUAACGUGGUUCAAGAAUGGCGAACAAAUUAAGGGCAACAAGAAGACGGACAAAGACAUCCAUACCCUUAGUUUAAUAACUCCCACGCGGGAUGAUAGUGGAGAAUACACCGUUAAGGCGGUUAACAACUCCGGAACAGCCGAAACAUCCUGCACACUAACCGUUGAGGAGCCUGAAAGUGGUAAUCCCGAAGCUCCAUUCUUUGUUGAACGCUUCGAAGAGCAAAGUGUUCCACAGAAUGGCACAAUUAGGCUGCCUGCUAGGGUGCUGGGUAAUCCUGUUCCAGAAAUUCUCUGGCUCUGCAACAACAGCCCUCUGUAUCCGUCUGAACGAGUGAAGCAAGCCUACGAUGGGGAGAACAUUGAACUCAUCAUUAAGAAUGCUGAUUCUGAAAGGGAUUCCGGAAAUUACAAAUGCAUCGCCAGCAAUCCAAUUGGUAAAGCAUCUCACGGUGCAAGGAUAACCGUUGAAGUGGAUGAUGUGGUCUUUACGAAGAAGAUGCGGAAGCACGUUGUUGUCGAAGAGACGCAUCGGCUUAUUCUUGAGUGCGAAACCUCGCAUACAGUUAUCACGCGAUGGUACCACAACGACAAAGAACUAACAGGUAUGGAUCAUCGUAUAAUCGUCCAGGAGGGACACAUCCACAAACUAAUCAUCCGCAAUGCAAGCAUGAAGGAUGCCGGGGCAUACAGGUGUACGGUUAAGAAUCAAGUUACAAAAUCCAACGUUGAAGUACUUGAGUGCAAACCCGAAUUCACGCGGAAACUUGAAGAUGUUGAAACAAAGGAGAAGGAAGUUCUUGUGCUGGAAGUUGAAAUUACAUCUGACACCGCUGAUGUAACAUGGUACAAGGAUGGUGAGAGAAUUCAGGAAGCGGACAACAAGAAAUUCGUCAAAGAUGGUCAUAUUAGGAAACUUCUUGUUCGUGGAAUUUCCGUUCACGACGAAGGAGAAUACUCGUGUACGGUUGGAGAUCAAGAAUGUACAGCUGAAGUUAAUGUUAUUGAACUGCCACCUGAACUCCUGAGAGGCCUAGAAGACAUCACGUGCGUCAAAGGGGACAAGGCUACAUUUGAGAUUGAACUAACAAAGGGAGAUGCUCUGGUUAAGUGGUUCAAGAAUGGCAAAGAAAUUCAAUUUAACAGCCACGUUAAGCUAACCAUCGACGGUAAACUGCAAAAACUCAAAAUCUACGAUACAACGAAAGAUGAUCAAGCAGAAUACUCAUGCCAAGUUGGGGAACAUACCUCAAAGGCACGUUUGACCGUUGAAGAACCAAUCGUUGACUUCAUUACGAAGCUUCCGGACACGACAACCGUUACCAAGGAUACAGACGCAACGUUCACUGUUGAACUGUCAAAACCGGACGCAGAGGUUGUUUGGUACAAGAGUGGUAAGAAAAUUAAACCAUCCAGUAAGCACACCGUUGAAGUUGAAGGAACUGUUCGUCGGCUGAUUGUGCACGAUUGCACGGAGGAAGAUGAAACCAGCUACUCAUGCAGUGUCUUUAAUCUCAAAACUACGUCCAAACUUCGUGUACAAGAACUGCCCAAACUACCAACUGUCACAUUGGAUCAAAAGGCCUACAAGGUUCGCAAGGAAGACAGUGUAACGUUCAAUGUAAAGAUUUCAGGAACUCCAAAGCCAACAGUUGAAUGGUAUACAUCGGGCACAGUUGUGAAGAAAUCUCCGCGAAUUUUCAAGGAAUUCGAUGAGGAAUCUGCAAGUUUGACAAUUAAGAAGGUUGUUGAACAAGACGCUGGAGACUACACAGUUCGCGUCAAGAAUCCUUGCGGAGAAGUCGAAGCCACUGUUCAUCUGACCAUUACGCGACCACCUUCACGACCUGGAGCUCCUGAACCUGUUGCCGUUGCCAGUGAUUCAUUAACAUUGUACUGGAAGGUACCAGAAGACGAUGGAGAUGCCGAAAUAACGGAAUACAUCCUUGAGUACCACGAGAAGAAGGUCAAGGAAUGGACUACAAUACGGCAGAUAACCGAUACAACAUACACCGUUGAAAAAUUGACAACAAACAAGGAGUACAUGUUCCGUGUGAUUGCAGUCAAUGAAGUUGGCCCAAGUGAACCAUCCCCCGAAUCUCCAUACAUCAAAGUUAAGGCUUCAACGGAAAAGGAACCGCCUGUUAUCCAAGAACCUCUUAGCGAUGUUUCUAUUGGCCUUGGAAAAACUCUGACACUUUCUUGCGUUAUUGGUGGACAACCUGUGCCGGAAGUAAGCUGGCUCAAGAACGGAAAGUCCAUCAAGAGCGCCAAAACAACGUAUGAGAACAGAAUAGCCAAGUACAUAAUUGAAGAGACAACUGAGAAAACCACAGCAACGUACACAUGCAAGGCUGUUAAUGAAAUUGGAGAAGCUGAAACUUCGUGCAAUGUUAAGGUAGAAGAACGUCCUGAAAUCACAGUUGAGAGCACCGAUGUGUCGAGUCAACUUAAAGUCGGAACAACGUGGGAGGUUACAGCUACAAUUUCAGGCUAUCCAUUCCCAACUAUUGCAUGGUACAAAAAUGAUCUCAAAAUUGAAUCCACAUCAACGUGCAAAAUUAGGACUGAAGGUAAAACCUCAACAAUUUCAAUUGAAAGCGUUGAGAGAACAGAUAGUGCAAAAUACAGGAUUGAAGCAACGAAUUCGUGUGGAACGAGUAGCGUUGACCUCACACUGUCUGUAAUUGAUAAACCAAGCAAACCCGAAGGUCCUAUUCAGGUUAAGGAUGUCAGGAAGGAUUCAAUUGUAAUUGAAUGGAAACCACCAGAGGAUGAUGGUGGUUUGGACAUUGUCAAGUAUUCCAUUGAGAAGUGCGAUCAAGAGAAGGGAACGUGGAUUAAGGUGGCUGAUGUUGAGAAGGGCAUCGAUACAUACUGCAUACAGAGGUUAGCCCUCAAUGCACAGUAUAUCUUCAGAGUUGCUGCUGAAAAUCCAAUUGGAGCUUCGGAGCCGCUUGAAAGUGAGCCAGUUACCAUCAAGAAGAUCAUUGAAAAACCAACCCCACCACGUGGUCCCAUCAGUGUUGUCUCAAUGGAAGAAGCCAGCUGCACAAUUACAUGGCAAUCAUCCGAAUUCGACGGUGGUAGUCCCAUAAUUGAGUACAUCGUUGAGAUCAGCGAAGAAACCGAAGCAACGUACAAAGUUAUCGGAACUACAGACAAUGAAUGCACAGAACUACGUAUUGAUAGCCUGAUCAAGGGUAAAGCCUACGACGUAAGGAUCUGUGCAAGGAAUGAAGUUGGUAAGAGUAUGUAUUUAGAAUCAACCGAAAGGAUUGUUGCAGGACAGAAGUUAUGUAAGUUUCCCGCAGUAAUUGUAAGUUCUCCUUCAAACCGGCAUGAAAAAUGCUUUUUGUGUAAAUUUUCAGAUCCACCAUCAUGCCCACGAAAUGUCCGUUGUGUAAAUGUUACAAGCAGAAGUGCCACGCUUGAAUGGGAGGUGCCAGAACACAAUGGAGGAACUGAGAUUACGGGCUACAUUGUGGAGAAGCGCGUUGCAUCGUCCAAGAAGUGGACAAAGGUUGUUACGCUUGAGAACUACAACCUACAGUAUACAAUUGAAAACCUCAAGGAAAAAUCCGAAUUUGUCUUCCGUGUCUUUGCUGAGAACUCCAUUGGACUUAGUGAACCAGCUGAAACUGAGAAUAUUCUACUCAAUCCUAAUGCCACUGUUCCUUCACCACCAACUGCUCCAUUGGAAGUUCGCGUGGUGGGUACGAAUCUUCAUGCCAUCGAAUGGGGUAUCCCUGAAUCAGACGGAGGUGCACCGUUGAAGGGCUACAACAUUGCGAUACGCGACGUGAAGAAGACAAUGUGGAUUGAAGUGGGUCAAGUACCGGCUGGUGUGCAGAAAUUCCAAGUGAGAGACUUGCAGGACAAUCAUGACUAUCAGAUAAGAAUAUUCGCGCGCAAUGAAAUUGGAUUGAGCGAUCCAUUGGAAUCUGAGGAACCCUACAAAGUUUUGCCCAUGGCAGGUGAUGAGGAGAUGAUGCCUGAGGAAACAAGGACUGAACUGACAGAGCCAACAGGCUUCAGUACUGAGAAUACAUCCUCAUGGCUACGAGAGCACAACAUGGAUGCUGACAUCAACACUUACGCCAGAGCAAAACUCCUGCGAAAGGAUGAAUACUUCUUCCGUAUUUGGCACUACGCCAAGAAGUUAUUCAAAUAAAAAAAUAUAUUCUUUCUUAUUCUAUACCUUCGAAGUAAGAAUUUACAACAAAAUAUUUUAAAAAAAAAACGACACUAUCAACUAUCCCAGCAGCAAAAGAUCGUUCUGAAUGAAAUUUGUUGCAUUCAUUCAGAACAAUAUUUUGUGCGAAUAUUUUUCCUCAUUAUAAUCAACGAAUAUUUUUUUAUACUGUGAUAAAGUAUUUAUUAUCUAAUAUUUUAAUUUUUUAAAUUAUAAACUACCCCCAAAAAAUAAUUUGGAGACUUGAAAAACAUUAUUUAAAGCAAAAACAGUGGGAAUUGAUAAAACAAUUUGAAUGAUUUUCCCUGAAAAGAAAAUUCGCAAAUCUUUUCUGAAUUUCCACACAAAGUUAUGAAUAUAAAAAAAAUUGUAAAUAAAUUUACUGUAAACCUUUAAAAAAUUCAAUGACACGGAAGUAUUUGAAAGAAAAUUUCGUGCCUUUGGGCGAGGGAGACAAAAUAUAGGUGCAAAUAUUUUCUUUUCAAUCAAAAGCUACGAUUUUUUCCGCGAGAUAUCUCCGUGUCAUGAGAGAAUUGUUGAAAAAUGAAAAAAGGUGUGUUUUUCAGUUGAUUUUCAAUAAAUUAUAUAAAAAUUAAA